GAGGGGCUAAGCGGAAGGAGGAGGAAACAGCAGGUCGGCCGCUGGAGGCGCGCGCGGGGGAUUGUGGGAUUGCGGCGGUGAAGGCAAAAAAAAAAAAAAAAAAACACACAGAAAGAAAAAAAAGAAAAGAAAAGAAAGUGAAGAGCGGCUGAAGCGAGCGAAAGAGGCUCCUCUCCCGCGGGCGAAAAAGGAGCAGGAAGGAGGGGGCUCGAGCCCGGUAAGAGCGGUUGACGGAGGGGGCGGGGGAGGAAAACGGGGGGGGGAGGCGGAGAGAGAAGGCGGGGGCGGGAGUGUGCUAUAUAUAUAUAUAUAGGUAUGUAUAUACAUAUACAUAAAUAUAUAUGUGUCUGUACUGUCUGUGUGUGAGGGAGAAGGGAGCGGUGUGGGAAGGAAGCUGCCGCCAUUUUAGAGCUCCCUAAGGGAGACCCUCCCCCUGUUAUACUUCACACCCACUCCGUGUUCCCCCUCGCACGCCCAUAGUUGAUUUUUUAAUCCUUUCCUCUGCCCCUCGUAUUUCCUCCCGAGGCCCACCUCUUUCUCCGUGUCAGGUAACGAGCCUCCUUCCUUCCUUCCCUCCCUCCCUCCUUCCCACCCCGCCUCCCUCCCUCCGACUCGGCGGCUUCAUCUCUGUCUCCCCCCGUCUCCCCCCGUAGCCUCUUCUUCUCUACACUCCCAUCCUCUUAAAAGUCUAUUUACUGUCUUUGGAAACAGCAGCAGCGAGACAGUUUAUCUGCUAUAGUUGCUAUUCAAGAGGAGAGAAGGCUCUCUCUCAGCUGCCCCCCAAAAAGCAUAACAAACACGUUUUGUUGCAACCUGCAAAAGUUCAGGGAAGCCAACCUUUCAAAACCCGUUUGAUGGGAACUGGGAACCCAGAAAACUGAAGUGGAAGUGCUCUUCUUUUGUAAAAACUUGAGUCAUGUUUGCUAGCUGGUCAGACUGAUAAACAGGUGUUUUAUCUCCUUUUUGAAAGGUGCAGGCCCUGGUUUUUCUUGCCUUUCUUGAGGACGGAGAAUUGUAUGUGGCUGGGUUAGUGAUUUUUCUAAGGCGUGUUAGUGAUGGUGCACAAAUGCACACAGAGUUUUCUUUAUUUUGACUUGCUAUUCUUACUUGCUAUUCAGGGUUUGAUUAGCUUGGAGGGAAAGAAUUCAGGGCCCUAGGUAUUCAGUCCUCACCCCAGGUGUGCUUUUCUCACAAUACCUAACUCCUUCCAGAUUUUUUCUAUCUACUUCUCCCUCGUCACCCCACUCGUCACCCCACUAGCUGUAAACUAUGUCUUUUAUUUAAUACUGAAACGCCCACAGGUACCAUGUCUGUUUAUUUCUUCUAAUGCUCUACCAAAUAAUUGCUACUCUGUACUUCACUCCUCAUGAUUGCUGACAUGAAUUAGAAAUGCUACAUGUUCUUAAAUUGCAAACACCCUUGUUAUAUAACACUCUGUAACCUUCCUGCUGUGUACAGAAAGGUGGUUAAACUGUGUUAAUGGAUAAACUUAGUUCUGAUAACUGAGUACACAUGGACCACUAACGCCUCCCUGCUGACAUUGAAUGACCCUAAGGGCUAUGACCCUAGGUUCCCUUUUACAGAGAUGUCCUGGAAAAGCUUGAUCUCUCAACCUCUUUCCAUCCGCAACUGUGUGACUGUUUCGUACUGUUCACUGAGGGCUCCUGGUUGUUUCCCCACACUGUAUUCCCUUCUUUCCACAAGCUUUAAUUUUCUUGGUAAGCUGUAAAAACAUGGCUUGUCAUUUUUGCUGUGUUUCUGUGGUUUGUAAUCUGGUGCUGUAUUUGGUGAGUCAGAGGAAUAAUGGUUCUACAUCUCUCUUGAAGGCAGGAGCUGACUUCUCUGAUGGUCUUGGGAUUCUAUGACUCCCUUCACAAGUAACUUUCAUUUUGUGCAGGAUAGGGAAUUGUCUGUCUUUGCAUGUGUCUGCCUUAGGUGGGAGUUGCCUCAUGUUUUUCAGGUCUGGAGAAAAUGCAUUGUUGGUUUAAUUUACUGCAUUAACCUUUAGAUGGCUUCACCUGGAGAUGUGGGGCAUGUUAACAAGUUGAAAAAGCAGAUGAACUUUAUUUUAUGUUAAAAUACUGGCUGAGUGGCAUUUGGGGGAUCAAGAAAUUUGAUUCUGGCUUUCUUUUCACAUAGCUGUUUUCCUUGUUGAGCCUUCUGGAUAUGUGAAUAGAAAGGUUCCCUAUUUAUUUGGAGGAGAAUCCAUAUAUUUUUCGUUACUUUAAAUGUGGGCAGGUGCCCACUUCUUGGGACCUUUCUAAACAGGAAACUGGAAUGGGCUCCACUUUCUCUUCUGACUUAUUUUUGUCUUUUAAAUCAUGGUCCUUGUCACAGUUUCCGUGGACCUGAUGUUCUCUUGGUCUCUGUUCAUUCUGUCAAUAAAAUAAAUGAAACUAUAAAGUGCUGAUUCAUGAAAGUGAGCUUGCAAGACUGCUGGUGUAUUGACCAAGGAAAGACUGCUAAGUGAAUUACAGUCAUUGCAGCAUCAUGUGUGUGCAUCUGCCCAUAUCUUAAAGUACCGGUAAAUGAAAGACACUCAGCUUGGUUCUGGAAUGGGGUGGUUGCUCACUGGGAAAUGAUGUGAAGUUAGAAUUGUGGAGAGAGGAGGAGUUCUACUUGGGUAACUAUAGAAAAGGCCUCAUAGUUUGUGAAUAGUGAAUAUUGGUUUGAAUUGUUGGAGAUGCAGCUCAGGCAAGUAAGGACUGGGGCAGAAUGCUUCAGAACCUACAGCCAUUUCCACUGCUACUGUGGCAUAACAGGAUUAAAUAGCAAGGAAAUGUGAUGACAUUUUUAUGUGCUUAUCUUACCUUGACUUUUGAGUGGUGGUGGAGAAAAGGGUUCUGAUCAAAUGGUGUUUUUGCCAUAACCCCACCAGUGGUAGCCCCAUCAGUUUCUUAGUCAAGCAAAUGCACCAGCAGUCAGAAACUCUGUUACUGAGAACCAAUGUGGUGUAGUGGUUAAAGUGUUGGACUAAGACCUGGGAGAGCACUCAGCCAUGAAGCUCACUGGGUGGCGAGUCACUGUCUCUCAGCCUAACCCAGGCAUAGGCAAACCUGGCCCUUCAGAUGUUUUGGGACUACAGUUCGCAUCAUCUCUGACCACUGGUCCUGUUAGCUAGGGAUGAUGGGAGUUGUAGUUCCAAAACCUCUGGAGGGCUUAGUUUGCCUAUGCCUGGCCUAACCUAUCUCACAGGGUUCUUAUGAGGAUAAACUGGGAAGAUGUAUGCCACCAUGAGCUUGGGGGGAGAUGGCAUAUAAAUGUAGUUAUAAUAGUUAUUAUAAUAAUAAAAAUUGCUAUUGUAGUAAGUCAUUGCAGCAGCGCAUAAUCCGAAAAGUAGAGAUGCUAGUUUAAUCUAGUGGCAAUAUAGAUCUGAAAUAGUAAGCAGGUUAAGCAUGCGUAGAAUCAACUCCAGAUAUUGGGGAGACGUGUGACUUUUGCCUACAGUGUUAUGUGAUGUGCAUGCAUUGUUGAAUCUAGUCUUACAGUACAACCCUGUACAUGUUUACUCAGAAGUGAAUCUAAUUGUGUUCAGUGGUAUUUACCUGCAUGUAGGAUUUCAGCAUAAAUUCCUUGAACCCGCAGGGCUGCCUAGGCUGCGGAUGUGUUCCCGAAGCGUCAGGCGCUCUGCUUUCAGCGCGUCCGGCGCUCCGGGAAGCAGACUGCUAUCCGCAGCCUAGACAGCCCUGCGGGAACUCCCACAGGGCUGCCUAGGCUGUGGAUGUGUUCCUGAAGCCUGGAGAGCAAGAGGGGUCGGUGCACACCAACCCCUCUCGCUCUCCAAGCUUCAGCGAAAGCCUGCAUUCGCCCCAUAGGACGCACCCAGAUUUCCCCUUCAUUUUUGGAGGGGGAAAAGUGCGUCCUAUAGGGCUAAAAAUACGGUAUGUUUAACUGACUUAACAAUUGCACCUAUUUUGGGAUACUCCUGAACUGAAAGUUUGCAUUUCUAAUGCACAGAACAGGAGCACUUAAUUGGGAAGUGCAUCCAAGGAGUCUGGUGGCGGGUGUUGUGAAGCAAGGGGAACCUUUAUAGCUUGUAUAGUGUUUGGAUCUGACUUCAACUAAAAGUUACACUAAGAAGUGUUGGGUGAAUAAUAAUAUUUUGCUUUCCCCUUGUACCUUGCUCUCAUCCUCUGGCUGUUUCCGUACUUUAGGGCAGAGUCUGGAAGGAUUGGUCAGGUGUGUAUGUAUGUGUGUUUUGUUUCAUUUCUCUGUUUUUAUUUGGCUGCUGUCCAUUCGUGAGAUCAAAAUAUGCAGAAGGUCUAUGACAGUGGUGUCCCCUUUCCAUUGAUCUGUCUGCUAUUAAAGGCAAAAGGGGAUUCCACCCAUCUGUCUCUGUGCCUUGGUUAAACUUGGGAACACGUCAACCUUUUUCUUACUUUACCUGGGGGAGUUCAAUAUCUCAGAGCUGCUGGUGGUUGUUUUUUAAGCCUACCGCAAGAGAUCAAAAUCCACAGCUAGGCAUGGUUAAAUGUAGGAGAUGUACAGCUACAGCUUGCCUUGACAGCUUUGGCAGAAGAGACAUAAAGCUAAUCCUGCUGCUGCAAUCAGCACAUAAGGAAGUAAUUGAAAUAAGAGACUUCAAAUUCGAACAAAGCGUUUCUUUUAGUACCUUUUGACAGACAGCCUGGGAUUUGAAAUCCUUAUUUAUUUCCCACAGCAGGAAUGAUCUGGGGCAGGAGUAAUGUAUACUUCUAUGCUCAGUCAGCAGUAGGGACAAGGGCUUGUUGCGCACAGGCCAGAUAUGAGAGAUUGUGCCACAGUAAAUUAGCUGUUGUUUUGACAAAUGCCACCUUUUGCUAAGCUUUGAUGGAGCUGUGGUGUAAGGAGGUGCCCAUUCAAUAUACAAGCCCCCCCCCCCCCGAUCAUUGCGAGAAAAGUUCUGUGGAUCUCUUUAGGACAGUGGGAGUGGGUUGACUUGGGUCUUGUUUAUACAAUCAAUAUACCAUGGAUGUUAUCCUAGGGUGGUUCUCCUGAGAUAUAUACCCUGUCUACACAAGUAAGGAAUCUUGGGUCUUUCAGGAACACACCUUCACUAAAUAUUUUGGACCACCCAUGGGGCACUGCGGUCCUCUUUGACUUUUUUUAUGGUCACCUUAAAAAGUGAUGGAUAACUGUGACAAAUGUGUGUCAUACAGGAGCACUCAAUGAGAAGCCACAGUUGUUUUGCUUGGUGGAAAAGCAGGGUUUGCCCUGCUUAAUUUUGGUAUCUUCCCACAAUGAAACAAGUGUAGUUCACUUGUACAAUGGUGACCCGCCCUUCACCCUAAGGUCCCAGAGUGGAUUACAACAUUUAUAAAAUUAAGAACAAUUUAACAACCACAAAAAUAAGGUGAGUCCUGAAACUAUACACCUCAAGUGUCAAAAGCCAGGGUAUAGAGGUGUAUCUUCAGCCAUCACUGGAAACUCUGUAAUGAAGGUGCCACCUAUGUGGGAAGGGAGUUCUACAACUUAGGGGCUGCCACAGAUGAUGCAAUUAGCUCUUCCCUGCCAAAGAACCACUGUGCAUCUGCUUGGUACUAUGGACAGCUCUGUAGGUGGAAAAGGGGGGCAGAGACCAGACAGUCUUAAGCAUAUCCGGUACCAUGGUGCAACGCUCCCUCUGGCGACGCCCCCCCCCCCCCGUUUCCCAGAGUUUUAUAGGGAGGACGGCGCUGCUGGCGGGGGGCUGGAGGAGGCGGGCAGAAGCUGGACACAGCACCUCCCGGCUCAGCUGGCUGCUUUGUGCCGCGGUGGCCAUGGUAGACAGAGGCUCCAGGUAUGGCGCUGCUUCAGCGCGGCAUGGCAGAGAUGGGCAAGGGCAGCAAGCUGAUGCCGGGAGGCGUCGCGUCCAGCCUCCGUCUCUUCCCUGGUGCCCUCCAGAAUGUGGCACCCCGGCGCCCCGCACCACUAGCCUCUAUGGCAGCCUUUCUCAACCUGUGGCUAUAAAGCAUGGGUUGUUAUGCCUGUGGCCCUCCAGACAUUGCUGAAAACAGUCAAAUACCCACCAGCCCCAGCCAACAUGGCCCAAUGGUCAAGAACAAUAGGAGUUGUAGUCCAACAACAUCUGGAUUGCCACAGGUUCCCCAGCCCUGCUGUAAAGGAUAGGAGGAAGGAAGGGAAGGCAGGGAUUGAGAGGUGGGCCAUUCCGUUUUGCGUCUCAUCUAGUUGGCCAAGGUAAAAUAGUCAACAGUUUUACUACUAUCACUGUUGCCAAUACUACUACUGUACUACAAAUAUAAUCAUUAUAUUUAUUAGACUGCUAUUUAUUAGAUGCUGUUGAACUACAACUCCCAUCACCCCUAGCUACCAAGGCCAGAGCUCAGGGAUGAUGGGAGUUGUAGUCCAACAACAUCUGGGGACCUACAGGUUGAGAACCACUGCUCUAUGGGUAAGACGCCCUGAGACCAGAACAGGUUCUUUGUCUUUGUAUUGUAUAUACUGUGGUGAAAGUAGCUCUUCCAAAUCGAGUUUUACAAUACGGCAGUAGUUAGCUGAACCUAGUGUUUCCCUAAAUAGGGUAUCCUGACCUGGGUUCAGUGAUCCAGUUGCUUAUGGAAUCAAAAGAACCUUGGCUUCAGUUUUGACUAGCUUCAGUUGGCUAGCAGAUUUUUAGACCUUAUGAUUAAAUGGUUUCAGUGCAACACCAUUUCUUGGUGUGGGCCUUAUCAUUUCAGAAGCCCCUUCUUUUUGUGGAUUUUGCCUUAACAGCUCCCUUAUAUCACUUUGGAUUCUUAACAUCUUUUUUUUUAAUCUUUUUUUAAAGGAUGCAUUGGGGAGCAGGAAACUGCAGGUCUGUUAGUUUCUGGCCUGGAUAAAUUGGUAGAAAUCAUGAUUAAAGCUGGAAUUAUUAAACAUGUAAAAGAACAAGACACGCUGAGGGAUUUCUGCAAAGGAAAGUUCUGCUGUGUCAAUUUUCUGGAGUUCUUUGAGUGUCAGUAAGCAUGCAGACAGGGAUAAUUUGGUGCCUACAUGUUCUGCUUUUGGGUUUCUUGAAAGGAUCUGGUUUGCUACUGUUGUCCUGGACCUGGAUGGAUACCGGGUCUGAUACAGCAUAGCUUCUCUUAUGUCCUCAAGAUAUAUUUUUAGUUAGGCUUUUUAUUAAAAAAUGGCCCUACUCUUGUUUCCUUCUCACAUGGAGCUCCAAAUCCAACUUGUCCUUCCCAACCCAUCAUGCCAUCUUGUGCUCACCAGCCCAUGCCAACAUUCCUUUAUAGCUUACUGGUUCUCAGAAGGGAUCCCAACAUAGAAUCAUAGAAAUGUAGAGUUGGAAGGGAGCCAAGAGAUAAUCCAGUCCAAACCCCUGCAAUGUCGGAAUCUCAAGGAAGCAUUUAUUCUUACUCAUUCCUGUUUGUUCACUUAUUAUUCUAUAUAUAUGUGCCAUCACUGCAAAUGAAGAAAAGCCUAAAAAUGUAAGAGGUAGGUCUACCAAAAGACUUGGAAAACAGAAAGAAAUUAUUUGGGUUUGCUUCCUUUUGUCCAGGAGGUAGGGCAUGUCUCUGUAACCUUAAUUGCUUCCUUCCCCCUGCCCCACAUACAGAAAUUGCACUUCUCUUUUCACUGUUGCUGUGAGACACUCCAAUUAUUGCCAAACCCAGUACUCAACAAUCUGAAUCAGAAAAUCUAACCUGGGUCUCUCCCCUACUCACCUAGUCAUAAAUUUAGAAUGUGGAAUUCAGGUUUUCUGAUUAUAGAAUUUGGCAAGCGUGUUGAGUUUUUAUCGGUUUUUUUAAGGCAGUUUGUGGUCCUGGGCCUAGUGCUGUGUACAUAUUUCAACAUGCUUGUGCGUGCAUGCAGUUUGAGUAAGAGUGUGUGGCAUAGCUGGACUGAAACGGAUAGGGUGUGCUGGGGAGGACACACUGUAAAAAAAGCACUGCAGCAUUUCAGAGUUCCUGACUGACAAUGGCUAUACAGUCGUACCUUGGAAGUCAAACAGAAUCCGUUCUGGAAGUCCGUUCGACUUCCAAAACAUUCAGAAACCAAAGCACGGCCUUAGAUUGGCUGCAGGAAGGUCCUGCAGCCAAUUGAAAACUGCGCUGCAUGUUCGGCUUCCAAAAAUCGAAACACUCACUUCCAGGAGUUGAUUUGUUCAGGAGCCAAGGUAUUUGAGACUGUAGUAGCAUGAUAAAGCUGGGCAUACCUGUCUUGGGUCUCCUGCGUGGGUGUUCAAUGCAUUCUUUCAAAAACACACCCAUCCCCUCUCUCAGCAAGUUUCCCAUUGGCUCUGGGUGUCCUCCCCUCUAGGAAAGCCUUAACUAUAACUGCUGAGGGGCAAGAGUUCCUGCUGGGGGGGGGGGUGCUAUACCUAUCACACUCCAAAGUGUAGGUUCUCUGGAGUUGACAGGCGUUUGCUCAUACUGAAGUUCAUAAAUCAAGACUAGGUAAUAGAGUGGGUUUAGGAAGGGUAAUGUAAGAACGGGCGGGUGGGGUUCAACCAGGGAUUGAGGGUCAUCUCUCGGCUAGUGAACGAUGAUGAGCAAAAUAGUCUCCAUGACUGUGGAAAUGAUCUGAGGUAUAUGUGAGGUGACUGUGCUAGCAGAGAGCAAGACCUCUUGAUCCUAGUAGAGGAAGCACAUGGCCUUAAACUCUUUGCCAAUAGUGAAACUGGAGGCUUGUAAAAGAGACCACCUUCUGCUAUACUGUGACAAGGGUCAUGUGUGUUGAAAAAUGUUGCCCUGCAUACUUUUAACAGGGAGUCCUGCCCAACCUUACUUUUUUGUGAGUAUUUAAAAUCUGCCUUGUUUGCAAAUGCCUCAAUAAGGCUAACAAAAUAAAGAUAAAGCAUAAUAACAGAAGUGGAAUAAUAAAAGCAAUAAUUAAUUUAAAACAGUCAAGCAACCAAAGGAGGCUCAAUUAUCUUAAACAGCAGUUAAAUACAAUUAAAAGCCUGGGAGAAUAGGGUGGACUUUGCUUGGCCCCUAAGAGGUGGUAAAGAAGGUGCUAGGUGAAAAUGCUUAGGGAGGGAGUUCCAUAAUUUGCUACCGAGAAGUUGCCACAUUGUGUGGCAUGAUUGGGCCAGCUUACUCUUUCAUAACAAGUGGAGUUCUGCCUAUUUGAAAUAUUCUUGGUUCUCAUAAGUUUUUACUUCCCUCUCAAUCCAUUAGUAGAGAGUAGUCUCUGUAUGCACGGGUUAUCCCUUUUGGCUCCUUUAGGCUGAAUACUUUCUUUAGUCUUUGCCCUUCCUCCCAUUUCCCCUGAAGUUCUGGUCAGCAUCUCAUGUGUCUUUUAAAUCCCAGGCCCAAGCUGUAAUCCACGGCUGUGGGAUCUCUGGCCCACCAGAUGUUGUUGGACAACAACAACACCCCCCCCCCGCCUGCCCCAUCAGCUCCAGGCAGCAUGACCAAUGAUCAGAGAUGAUGGGAGUGAUCUGGAGAACCACGUACAGUAUUCCCCACUUGUUCUCAAGCCCUGCUAUCUAUGGUUAGGCAUUAGACACUGGCUAAGCCUUGCAAUUUGCCCAAUUCUGUGUUGUCUUUUUCAAUUUCCUAGCACACCUAUCUACUGUCCCUAUUCAUUCUGCGCAAGCCCUAAUUCUUGGCAUGCUUUAGCGAUGAUCGUUAACUGCUUGUGACACCGUGGCUGAUGCUUGCUUGAGUUUCUGGUGAAUUUGAGACCCAACACAAGCCUCUCUUCCACCUCAGCUGAACCCUGGUGACUCUGCUUCUAUGGCCAUUCAAGCUGGCUUUUUAGCCUGCCACUUACAAAGGUUUACAAAGGGCUCAUUAAGGAAUUGUGACCAGUUGGCCAAGCGUUAGUGAAGUUGUGCAAGUGACCUUGGCUGAUCCCGCUAGCUGAGGGUGGGGCCAGAAAAUCAUCUAGGCUGCACUCAGGCGCAAUGAACAAGUUUGAGAAUGAGAAAGUAAAUACCGUAAGUGUCCUGGAAAUAUUAAUGCCAUUUUUUGUAUACAUCAUAGGGCAUGUGCCAGUGCACAAAUGAGAAAUGCAAGAAACGGUUUUGGAGUAUGACGGAAGAAAAAAAUUAAGAAAUUUGAAUCACUGAGCUGUGGAUGUGUAUAUGUGUAGUGUGAGUGUGCUAAAUUAAAACCUGUAUAACAAAUAGUUCCUUGCCGAAAGCCAUAAUCUUCUUGUUUCCCAUCAGUAAAAUAGGGCUCUUUGUCUUCUGGUGUUCAUAUAACCUGAUUUUGGUAGCGAUUCCUGGCAAUUUCAACCUUUUUAUUUUAAUAAAGAGGUUUCUAGACCUAAUAGCCAGGGAUGACUUUUGACAACAAGCAAGGGAUGUGAUCCUCUCUUGUUUGGCAGAUACUUUAUUCCUGUGUGGCUGUGUCCCCUCCCAUGGCCUCCAGUCAGAUUCCCCCACCCUUGCCACUCCUCAUACCACUUACUACUGCUCUUCAUUUAAAAACAAAAUAGUAGGUUCAGAAUAAAGCAUACAAAUGGAGCACUGUGAGCUAACUUGGCAAAGAAGUUUUUUUUAAAUUGUGUGUGUAACUUACUUUUGAUUCUAGUAAGUAAAUUUUUAUUUAUACCCUGCCCUCCCUGGCCAAGACCGGGCUAACAUCAAAUAUCAAAUACAUUAAUACACAAUCAAACAAUUGAUUAAAAUACAGCUUAAAAAUUAAAUUACAACCAUAGGGGUCAGGAACCUCAAGUAUUCAUCAGGGCCAGCUAUCCAUGUUGGUCCCACAUGAGCUAAUAAAAGUGCCAAAGAGGGAACUUACAGGGCCCCAUAGAGGGGGGUUAAACUGGGCCCAGACCGAAGGCCAGGCAGAACAACUCCGUCUUGCAAGCCCUGCGGAAAGAUGUCAAGUCCCGCAGGGCCCUGGUCUCCUGCAAUAAGAGUGUUCCACCAGGCUGGGGCCAAAGCCGAAAAGGCCUUGGCCCUGGUUGAGGCCAGUUUAACCUCCUUGAGGCCUGGGACCUCCAAGAUAUUAUUAUUUGCGGACCACACUACUAGUUGGGAUAGUUGUGUACCUGGUAUGAGCAGUACUAAGAGCUGCAAUCAUACUCUUCAGGUGGUUGUACUGAUGAGAAGAGAACUAGAAGGAAUGCCCUUGCCCUGCCUUUUAAUGAUAUAGCCUAGUAGCUAAAUCUAAACACAUGCUAUAAUGUGGUGGUUUUGUUUUAAAGAAAUGAGAAGUUAGAAUGUGCAUUUGACAAAUCUCAUCACUUGACCCACCUGUUAUGUGGGGUUAGAAUCCCUUUUCAUCAAACCCUGAGUUUGCUCCCCAUAAGUUGCCUGGAAAAUUAGCAGUAAGGUUGUUCUUGGCAACCAAAUCUUUGGCCAAGUGUCUUUGUUUUGUCUAAAACCUUUGUUUGAAGUAUUGCUACCAAAUACCACAAAGACCUGUUUGUUAACUGUAAUCUACUUAUAUCAGUACCAUAUGGGCCUUCUGCCAAACUUGGUGUCAAGAGGCAAGUGAAUUUUGUGGAAUCACAGCAACCUUCUGGAGAAGAAGAGAUGCCACCUUCAUUUUUAUUAAUGGUUUUGUAGUGAUUGUAACACAUGUUUGCAAGUCAUAUCAGAAAUUAUGCAUUGCAAGGUGAAAUGUAAAAUAUUUUAAAUAGCCAGUUUUCUCUUACCUUGAUAUUGGUAAGCUGAAUAAGGACAGGGAUGAAUUAUGGACAUAUAAACAUCUUUAAGCAAGUGCCAUUAUCUGUUUAAUUAUCAUCAGAAGCUCAAAAAAAGCAGGGCUGUGAAAAUGCCUGUCAAUAAUAGUUCCUCCUGUUGAAAUCUAGUCCUUAAUAUUUAUCUUUACGAACUCUCUAGCCUGUUGCCCUGCAAAAAAAUGUAGCACUUGGAACAGGGGCAUGAAUGUGGAGUGACUGAGCCUUUAUUUAGAAUCAUACAGAGCACAGCUUAGGUAUUACUUAACUGAAAAAUGCCAGUAGAACAAACAGUGCUUCUGUGCCACUACGGGAGAAGACUUUGUGUCGUAGUUCACUGCAUUUUUCUUUGUUGUCAGAAUCAAAGUAGAGGGGGGGAAUCAUUUUUAACCUGUUCCAAGGCACUUCCAAUUCCAAGGAUCAAGUUAAAAUCGUAUUUCUGUUGUUCAACCAAGCUGAAGUUCUGACAGAGCUGCACAUAUUUGCAGUGGCCACUCAGAACUUUGGGGGUGGGGUGGGAUUGCCGUGGUUUUAAUCUGGUAAACUGUGGUACGAUAUACAAAUAAUAGUAUAUAACGUUCUUAUAAAUUUGAAAGGGAAAGCUUCUUGAUUCAGUAUUCUGAAUUCUGCAGCUCAGGGGCAGGGAAACUCUGGCCCUGAGCCACAUGCAACUUGCUCAUAUACCCCACAACAGUUAGGCCUGAAAACAGUCUCUCCCAUCAGUUCCAAUGGAAAGCUGUUUUCAAGCCUAAUUGCAAUAUAUGUGGGAGUUACAUCUAGGGAGGGAAGGAACAACCCUUCCUGUGUGCUGAGUCCCAUUAGCUCCAGUAGGAGGCUGUUUUCAGACCCAAGUACCAAAUCAGGAAGUGAUCUUCAAAAUUGGGGGGGGGGGUUUUGAGAACGUCGGGGUGCCCCCUCCCUGAGUAUUUUGCAUUGGCCCUGCCCAUUACUGGCCCCUGGAAGGCUAGCCAUGAGGGGGAUAGUUCCUCACCCCUGUUGUAAAAGGUACACAUACUGUUCCUUAUCUUACUGCUGCUGAUUUGUUUUAUUAUACUGAUAAGUUAAAUAGUAUUUUGCAGUCAUCAUGGUUAAGAGAUUUUUAUUUAAAAGACCACCAUUACUAAAAUAAAACAAAACAUCCAGGGUUGUAUAAAAAAAGCUUAGAGACAUUAAAAGAUAAGGAUCAGUUUUUGAAAUAAAGCUUUAAUAGUUAGCCAAAACAAAACAAAUAAAAAAAACCACCACCCCAAAAUCUCUUUGGCUACAGCCCACUGGAUACAGCCUUGGAAUCGACUUGUCCACCAAGAAGAUGGCUGUUAGCUUGUUUUAAUUUGAGUAAAGUUACUGGGAUGGCUGUCUCAAGAGUUCCAUUCCUCUUUUAUUGGUCUCUCACAAAAAGGUACAGUUGCUGAAUCUAACCUUACAUGCCUGACCUGAUUUGGUUUCUCAAGGUUUGGCACAGCUACUAAAGGUAUAGAGCCAGUUAUUCCUUAAUCUUGCAGCACUGUCUGGUUCUUGCUACUCUAUUCCUGAGCAUGACAAGCUGAAGUGUGUUUCCAUACCCUGAGGGUGGGAUUGUUUUUCCAUUUUUCAGCACGAGCGAAUGCAGGAUUAAAUGGACUGCUUCAGGGAGAUUUUAAAACCAGAAAACAAAUGCAGAAAAGAGGACUGAAUUGCUUCCCUGUAUUGGUUAUGAACUUUCAAUGUUUGUGUGUGGAGGGGGGGAUAAGCCCUUCCUCCCGUCACUUCCCAUUACAGUAUGUCAUAAUCUAAACAAGGUAGAUAGUGGGUUGGAUCCAGACUGCUAGUUGCAGCUGGAUCCCAUUGAGGUCAGUAGGAACCAAAUUACACAUGGCUAAUUUUUUCACAUUGAUGGAAAUGGGACCUACCGUAUUUUUCGUCCUAUAGGACGCACUUUUUCCCCUCCAAAAAUGAAGGGGAAAUCUGUGUGCGUCCUAUGGGGCGAAUACAGGCUUUCGCUGAAGCUUGGAUAGCGAGAGGGGUCGGGGUGCACUGACCCCUCUCGCUCUCCAGGCUUCAGGAAGCUAUCAGCAAGCCUGGGGAGACCGCUGGAGUUCCCACAGGGCUCCCUAGGCUGCGGGUAGCAGCCUGCUGCCCGGCGUGCGGGGCGCCCUGAAGCAGAGCGCCCCGCGUGCCGGGCAGACAUCGGCCAGCCCCACAAGCUCGGGGGACAGCGGGGAGGCGGAGCACCGCCAUACCGCUGUUCCCCGACCUGGUUUGGUUUCCCUGACCUGGUUUUGGGGGGGAAAUAAAGGGGGGGAAAUUUCCUUUAUUUCCCCCCCAAAAAACUAGGUGCGUCCUAUGGGACAGAGCGUCCUAUGGGACGAAAAAUACGGUAAGUAUGACUUGCUUUAGUUGGGAUACAGCCCCAUGAUAAAGCAGUAGUCAAAGUAAGAGCACAGGUUUACAAGUCCAUAAUAAUGUUGGCCAGUACACCGUCUCACAUAUAUUUCAGGCUACUGAUUUGCCAUGAACUAUAAAAAGAAUGUUGGUUGCAAGGGAAAAGUAUAGGUAAAUAAGGAGAAUUCCUGGACUCCCAAGAUCCAGAUUUGGAGUAGGUACUUUUUGGUGAAAGAACCCCAGCUGAGAUUUAAAAUCACAAAAUAUGCAGCAGCAAAGUAAAGCAUGGAAAUAUAGCCUGUUAUACCUUUAAAAUAUGAUCUUGUGUGUUCCAAAACUACCCUCUUCCCCAGCAUAGAAAAAGACCACACAUUUGGUAAGUUAAAAAUUGUUUACUUACAAAUUCUCUAAAGGACAUAUUAAUGUGCUUCUCCAUACAGCAUUCAGAAAAAUUACACCAACAGUAAAGCUUGAUUUCAUUCCAAAGUGGUUAAAGUUUCUUAAUUAUUGGUAUAGUAACUCAAGAGUGGCUUGUGAGAGCCAUGCGGUCUGAACUGGAACAACCAGCUCAGACCUCAUAUGCUGAGUUCAUCAGUUGGACUGAAGGGGAGCAAAGGCUUGAUUACCUAGUUCCUCCCAAGGUGAGCUAAGCCUGACAGGCCAGCUUACUCUACUGUCAAUCCCUUCAUGCAUGAAUUAGACUUAAGCAUGUUGGUUAUAUGGGUCUGUGCCAUCUCUGGUACUGGAAGACAUUUCUUUGCUGCCAGUCUUAGUAGAUAGUAGCGGGCUGGAAGACAUUGCUAUAUAUCCUAAUAUAUUCCAGCAUGGUUCUGAAUUCCUUAUUGGCUUUUGCUUUGUCCUCUCAGCAUUCAGCUAUGAUUCAGCUUCCUUAACUAUGGUUUGUCAAGAUGCCUGAAUUCAGUAAGAAGCAUGGAUCAUGUACACCUAAUUCCUAUUCUUAAUAGCUGGCUUCUGAUAUUGGGAUUUCUCAGGUGUAAUGACUGAAUGGCCAAAUCAUUCCAUAUGAGCCUUGGAUUUACAUGGUCCCCUUUUCCCUUCACUACCACCCAUCACAUGUGUGGGUUCUUUCCCUGACUACUUGGUUCAUGCAAACUGUAGCUUGCAAAACAUUUCCACUGAAUGGGCAAACUAUGGUUCACUUUUUUCCCUUCAAACCACAAAUAUGAACCAAGAUUUUGUGGUAAGUGGGGAGAAUCUGAGCGUGUGAGGAGGACAGGAUAAAGGAGGAAUCUGGCCCCAAGGGUGAGAACUGGUAGCUAAACUGACUUUGUUUCUACAUCUGAACCAUCCCAGUGUGAGAAACCAGCUGGUGAGAACAGGGUUUAAGCAGGUCUUCUCCUUGCUUCUGGCUCAAUUCAGACAUGGUGCCAAAUCAGAGUGCAUAAGGGGAGGAAGCAGUUUACAAUCCUAAGGACGGCCAAGCUGUGGCUUGGUGUUACAUGAGAACUGGCUCAUUGUUGUCUUUAAAAACACACACACACACAACCCCGACUUUUGUACCUGAUCAAGUUCUCCUGCAAAUAAUCCCAACUGUGUCCUCUCCUGCUGGGAAUUUUCUGGACAGACCAUCCCUUUGUUUUCAUAGGUCCAUCUAAGACAGUAAUAUAUUUGGUCAGUAAAGACAAAUAUGCAAGUCUAAGAUAACCCAGAAAAGUGCAGAUUUUUUCUUAAAGCAAAAUCUUUUCUCUGGCAGAUUUCUUUCUUCUAUUCAUGCUGCUGCAGAGGUCUUCCUUGCUACACUUGUGUGUGUGUUUAAGAAUAGUGGAAGAAAACUGCCCCCAGUCUUCCAGAUUUUUGUUCUCCUUCCCUCAUUUUCCACGGCUGAAAGGAAGAUGGUAGAACCUCCCCACCAACCUGAACUUCUAAAGGCAGGACCUUAAAUACUGCUCACAAGUAGCAAAGUCUUUUUCAUGCCUUGUUAAACAGGUACUGUGUUAAUUGGAUUACAAAUUGACUGACCUUAUUGGAGGAAUGGGCUUAUAAAUGUGCAAGCAGCCAAAGUAAGAGGGGGAAAUCAUUAAGAUGUAAGAAUAUUUUCAGCCUGGAGAUAUAAAGGAAGGUAGAUUGGAAGGAGCCAUGCCAUCUUCAAUAACAUCUUCACAAAACCUAUUAGAGGAGGCAGUGCAACAUUAGCAGAGCUUGGAGAUACCUAGCAAGUUUUCAAAGUCAGUUUGGGUAAAGGUUGGUGGUUCUGUGGGUAGACCCAAUUAUGCUAUACCCUAGUACCCUAGUAAAGUACCAAAAGUGAUUCUGCAACAGGUGUCUGGGGGUGGGGAAGUUUUCUCUAUCAUAAUCACUUGAGACCUGAAUUGCAUAAAAUGUAGCUUAAUCUUUCGCUCUUCUGUUAAGCACAUGCUUUUAAUCUUCUCUCUUGGCUUGGCUCAGAGGAGAUUUCUCUUGCAAAUCUCUAGGGAUUUUCCAAAAUAGUUAAAUCUUUUUUCUUUCUUUCUUUCUUUUCACAAAGAUGUGUUUUUGGUUGUUUUUUUACUUUUUCUUCAGUUUUCAAGCAAGUCUGAUGAAGAGAGGAAUUAAGAGAGCAAAUCUCCUGUUUGUUAAAUUACAACAAGGCUGACGUACAAGCUGCUUUCCCCUUGUGUUUAGGGGAGCCUCUUUGCCAUUUCCCUGAGCGAGUGCAGUCAGGCUGCGCCUUCUGGAGCUAUUGCAUGACAGAUAGUGGGAGAUUCCCUUUCAUUCAAGGCCCUGAGCAAUUGCAUUAAAGGCGCUUCUCAAACUGCCUGAUUAGGCACCGCUGGAGCAAAGAGCGGCUUGGCAACAUAAAGAGCACUGUUGAAUCAGACCAAAGGCCUCACUUGUUCCAGCCUCCUGGGUGUCAUGGUUUGUGUAUGUGCAUCUCCCCCGCCUUUGAUAAUAAGAAAGAAAAUAGCUAAUGUAUCAAAGCCUGGGGUCCUAAAAACUUGAUGCUGGUGCCUAGAUAUUGAAAAUACUUGCAUGUGGUUCGUGCCUCCCACUUCAAGAAAAGAGUUGAGACAGGGCUGGUUUCUUCAAAUUUAGUGCUGAAUGCCAAGAACCUGAAAUGAUCCCCCCCCCAUUCUUGCCUUCCACUCUAAACAGGAUUGGGAAAAUUCCAGGUGCUUACAUGUUGGGACAGAUGCUUAAAAUACGUGGCAGGGCUUGCCCACCCAUGCCCUUCACAGCCAGCCUUGCUAUAUGGACAACAGGCACAUAGUUAAGCAGAUAAGUUGAGGGCUUCGCUUCACAACUGAGUAUGGCAGUUGUGAGGGGGUGCGCCUGCAUUGGUUGGUGCAUGUCCCUUAAAAUGUUUGAAAUCAGUGGCCUAAUCCAGGAGUUAGCAAGGUUUACCUCACCUGGGCCGGUUCACUCCAGCGGAGAUCCCUCUGUGGGCUGCAUUGCGCGAGCAUGUGCGCCUGCGAUUUCCGGCAUCUGCGCAGACGCGAUUUCUGGUGUCGCAGAAGCGAGUCGCCGCGUUGCGCCGGUUUAGCGGAGCGCGUGGGGACUCGCCAAGCAGGCGGCUCGGCUCGGGGGCCUGUUAAACGACCUCCGUGAGCCGCUUGUGGCCCAUGGGCCUUAGGUUGCCGACCCCUGGCCUAAUCCUUUCCUGGGGUCACAGUCCGGUUCACGGGCAAUUGAAGUCCCGGCAGGGGACGUCAGGACCGGGGGCAAGAUGGUGGGGUGGGAGCAGGAAUGGGGAUCCAGGAGUCAGGAAGCCAGGAGGGUUCUGAGGGUCAGAAAACCGGGAGUCAAGAAGCCAAGGGUCCGAGGAUCAAGAAGCAAGGAGUCAAAGUCAGGGGUCCGAGGAUCAAGAAGCAAGGCAGGGAAUGUGUUGCUGUGGCAAAGAGCCAAAGGGAAAAUGCUGACCUUACAUCUCUUCCUGGCUCUUGCCGCCAGGUGCUGUGAGUUACUAAUCGACCUCACCUGUGUGGCCACGCCUUGCCUCUUCAGAACAAACUUAGGAAGGCCCCAGUCCUGCAAAGUCCUAUUUGUCUCAGGGCCUGGCUCCUGCAUGCACACCUGACACCUGGGCUAAAGGUGGCAUUUGUCAAAGGAGGGCUGGGAUCUGAUAGGUUUGAAUAAGAAGUGCUAAAGUUCUGUCAGCUCUAGCUGGUAAGUUCACAAGCAAGGCAAGGUGGUAACAGUGCUAUCCCUUGUGGGGGUUUGUCUUCCUCAGAUGCUGUGAGAACUAGGAAUUUGCUUUUUUGAAGAAGAGACCUGGGACCAGAGACUGGGUCUUGUUUGAAAUGCCACAUGCUGUACAGCACUGUGACUUGAAUGUAACGGAUAACACAAAUGGUGUGGAGCGAACCAUGGGAACUGAACUCUGGUUUAGUGGUUGGUGGGUUGCUUUGGGCAACUUAAUUGUGUCUUGUGUCUAAUAUUUAUAAAAACAGCUAAACUCUCCCAAGUGUUUUUAUAUUCUGUUGGAGAUUGCGCACAAUCUUUCUUGGAAUUCUGAUACAAGGGGUUACAUAAAUGUGUUAAACAAAUAACCAACCUACCUCACAUGGUUGUUGCAAGGGUAAAUGAGUUGUGCGUAGUUAAGUCAAUUCACAGACUUUUUUGUGACCUUCUUCUGAGCCUAGGUAUUGUAAAAUAAAGGGCUGAACUUCACAAACCCUGCCUCCACCUUUCUCCUCUCUUUGCCCCCUCCCUCUCCACCCAUGUGUGUUGGCAGCUUGUGCUGAACACCAGUCUCUCUGAGUUGAUCUGAGGACUGCGGUCAGAGCCAGGCUGCCUGUGCUGCUAUAUUGCAAAAGCCUUGUGUCAAGGUUGCUUGGAAACCGACUGAAAACUUUUGGCCUUUGCAGUUGUGGUGGCAACAGGGUUGAAAAGGGAAGCGGGGCGUCUCCAAGUUACUAUUUGUUUCUCUCUGGUUUUUCCCCUCCCUCGCUGAUGAUACAGAGAAUCUUUUUGCCGCUUUGGAUUGCAGCUGUAGUUAGGGAAACCUGCAAAACAUGCAUGAGAAACGAUGGCACGGAAGAUAGUGUCAUUUGUGCACUCAUGAGAUCAUUACUGCUGUUCUUGUAUGUUAGUUACUUCACAAUAUGACUACUACCCUUUUGGCUUUCGCUUGUGGUUAGUAAUCCAUACUUGGCCGAAAGCAUGCAUUGAAAAGCGGUGGUGAAACCAGCCCAUCUGCUUCUCUUCAGUCACUCUGUCAUACUCCCAGUCUUCAUGGGUUUAAAGCAGAAAUUCUCCAACUACAGGACAGGUUGAAGUUCCAGUCAGAGCUAGGAUGCUGAGGAAGUUAGUGCCUUCCUCCUUAUCAGUCAAGACCUUGGUAGAUUUGUGGCACCUGUAAAACCCCAUAAUCCCAUGAUGGCUGGUUAAGAAUGGGUUUCAGAAAGAGUUUCUGCUUUCUUCAUCAGAAUCCAGAAAGAGUCUGCGAGAGCCUGUUACAUUUUUCUUCCACUGCCAGCAAGGAGCUAGCUACUCCAAUCUACUGAUUUCUGCAUGUUCACUUGUAGAGCAUACCCAAAGCAAAAACAGUAAGGAAUGCAGCAGAUGCAAGAGACCAGUUUGUUAGUCCUAGUAUAAAUUCUGAUUCAAUUAGACUUCAACGGGAGAUUGAAAAAAUAAAAGGAAUACCUCUUAUUUCUUGGAGCUUCUGAGGUGUUAGGCUCUCAGGAGCCACCAACUGGUCAGCUGUAGUUGGAAUCAGAAGAUCUGUGGCUCUUUUUAGAGCUGGUCCGCUAAGAAAUGGCAAUAGGCAUGAGUUAUUUCUUUUUCUUUGGGUCUCCUGGUGAACAGUGUAUUGCCUGACAUACUUACAGUAUUAUGCUACUUGCAUGAAUACAUUUGUCACAUUCACCUGUAGAAGAGAUGAUUUCCUGGGGGAGGGAAGUUUGCAUAAAUUUAGAAGGGGUGUCCAGAAAGCUCAUAGUUAAGGAAUAGUUAGACUGCUCUGAGUGACCAACACCAGCCACACUCAAGUUCGUCCCCCUUGUUUUGUUAUUUUGCCAAUUGUUUUCCAGAUCACCACCCUUCCCACCAGACUUGGCCUUACUGGACACUUAGCAUCUUAGCUGGGAAAUGCUCAGGUUACAACUCCAUCUGCAUCUGCUAUUCCUUUUUUGCUUCUCACUGGCGCACACACAGCUCCAGCUUAAUUUGUGGCCCCAAUGGAGUCCUCUACAUUCCUCCAUUCCUGUUCGGCUGGCCUUUAAUGAAUUCUGUUGGAUGGCUUAUCAGCUCUUAGAUCUUGGCCGUUUUGCUUUACCUUCCUCUGAACUCAUUUCUAUUAGUACUUAUUUCAACAUCUGGUUUUCCUUUUGUAGUGUGGUGUGCUAGUUUGAGCCAAAUGUUCUCAUCCCUAAAUUGGCGGUGGCCAACAUGGUGCCCCCAAGAUGCUCCCACUAUCCUUGGCAAUUGGCCAUGCUGACUUGAGCUGCUAGGAGUUGGACUCCCAAAAGCAUGGAUGGCACUACUACGCUGACAUGCUCAACCUGGCUGAACCUCAGGAUGUGCUGGCUCCACCCCAGUCCACCUUCCUCCUUGUUUCUCUUAUAUCUAGCACAAGUCAAGUCCACAGGCUUUAUCACUGAGCCACCCAGUCUACCUUGUUAUGUUUAUACCUGUCCCAUCGAUUUUCCCAUGAUGUCCUUAUCCUCUCAGUUAUUGCUGUUCCCUUCCUGCGAACAAUGGCUGUCUCUAUGCCAUUGAGUUUUCAAUUGGGAACAGUUUUAUGCUAGGCUCUGAUCCUCACCUUUUGUGCAAGGAUUGUUUCGAAUUAAGAAGGUGCAGUUGCAGGGCUUUUUUUUUCCAGCAGGAACUUGCCAAAACUCAGGUGGGCACCAUUGUCAUUAUAAGAGAACAAGGGAGGUGUUCGUGGUGAGUUCCGGCACCAUUUUUUCUAGAAAAAUAGUACAGGACAGUUGUAUGCAUGAUUACUUUAGGAGACUUGCACUUGCUAGCUUGUGUUGCAUGUGCUUAUCUCCCAUCCCAUUGUUGGUUGGUUGGUUUUCAAUUGGCCCCUCUGUUCAUUUUCCAUCCUCCGCAGCAAGCCAUGUUCUGGAAGUUUGACCUCCACACGACCUCUCAUAUUGACACCCUCUUGGAGCGUGGCAACGUGACCCUUUUUGAACUUCUGGAUGAAGAGGAUGUGCUACAGGAAUGCAAGGUGGUCAACCGCAAGCUGGUGGACUUCCUGGUUCAGCCUGAGCACAUGGAAGCACUGGUCACCUGCGUGACAGAGGAGCCCCCUGGGGACGUGGAUGAGAGAGUACGAUACAAGUAAGUUGUUUUGGAAGGGGGAACUGGAUGAAAAUGGAGCUUCUCUUAUUUGUUUGUUUGAUAUGUCCAGAACAAAGAAGAAAUGUGCCAUGUUCAUUUUUCCUCUCUUGGUUCUUUAAUGAUUCAGCUGCCCAUGGGAGCGGGGUGGUAGAAAACUGCAUGGUUGCUGCUUUUUAAUUUUUUUAAAAUGGGAAAAGUCAAGGCAUCAGCUUUAUUGAGAUACCAUGCUAAACUAUAAAUCCAAGGGAUAUCUGAAUUGACAAACCAUGAUUUGCAGCAAGUUGGAAAACCAUGAUUGGAAACCAUAGUUUCUUCUAACUGUGGUUUGGUGUGAUUUAACAAACUGUAGUUACAAGCUGCUGCUCCAUCUCCAAAGGCCACGGCAUGUUGAGAUGUGAGUUGUGAGCAUAUGGGAAAUUGGAGCAGAGGAGCAGCUCUGAAUGAUGGAUUGCCUGUGCAUUCUGAAGCACAAACUAUGGUUUGGCAUUGGGUGGGCAUAUAACUCCAGGCUUCAUAAACCAUGGUUUCUCGUGCCAGAAGCAAGCAUUGGGCCUGGGCACUAGCUCUGGCUUGGAGUUCCUGCUUAGCGUUGAGCCACAGUUCCUGUUCUGAACAUGAGGGAGAAUUCUGUUUUAAAACAAAUUGGGCUCUCUGCACUGAAGCUGACCUACAAGGCGACUGGCAAGCGAGGAGUGUGCAGACUUUAUGUUUGUUCCUAGAUUAAUAAACCAUUGCUUAUAAAGCCUGGAAUGUUGCCUCCAAGCUGGCCCAGUACCUUCACUAAUAGCAAUAUAGUUGUUCUAUAUUUAGACCAUCUUGGGAAUGAAUGAAACCUGGUUGCUGUCAGAAGAAAGCGUUAUGCAUCAACUGAAAGGAAACUUAAUAACUUAAACUUGAAAAGUUCUCUAGUGUAUUUGUGCAUUAAGCCAUAGAUGUCACUGCAUCAUAAAUCUUCUAGGGUUGUAGCCAACUAAGUCUUUGAGUAGGAGUUAGAGAGGGAGGGUAGGUAGGCCUGUUGAUCUGAUAACAAAGCUGUGCAUAUAUUCCAUGAUUGCUGUACGAGCUCUGAAUUUUGAUGAUGUGUGCAGAAUUUGGCAGUUUGAAAACCUGCUUCGAUUAAAACAAACAUGGAGCAGAAUGAAAAUAAUAUUGAAAGUACAUGGUCAGUGCCUGCUAAAAUUUCAGUAACCAAAUAAGGGAAUUGACACCUUUUCAGUGACUGAUGGGCCAACGCCCUGUGUUCACCCUGGUCCUCUCUCUCUGACUUGAAUAAAUAGAAUAAAGUAUGUGGAAUAAGGAAAUCUUCCUGACCUCCUGACAUAUUGCACACAGAUUGUAAGACCUGGCUUUUCAUGGGGCUGAAUUUGGGAUUAUCUUGCUGUAGAACAUUAUUUUGCCCUAAACUAAAACACAAAUAUGGUAGGUAUCUCUUGUUUUGGAGAUACUGAUAAAUCUUGCCAGGCAGGUGGGCCAGCACAGCCACACAACGUUCACUCAAAAGGAAGAGGCUGGUGGAGAUGAUUAUGCAGCAGGUCUGGUUGUGUAUUUGCUUUUUUAAAACUCUCUUAUAGGUAUCCAAGUGUGUCGUGUGAGAUCCUGACAUCAGACGUCACCCAGAUAAACGACGCAUUGGGGGAGGACGAGUCUCUCUUGCGGCGCCUCUACGGCUUCCUGCAGACUGGCGGUAUCCUCAACCCGCUGCUGGCUAGCUUCUUCAGCAAGGUCAUGGGGAUCCUUAUCAACCGCAAGACUGAUCAGGUAUCUUUGCACGUGCUCAUCUCAGUUGGGCGCUAUGCCAGUUUUAACUCUUCCAUGUUUUUAAAAGAUUGCUAAUACUACUGCCUUAAAUUUGCAGUGUGAAUUUUUAAAUGAUGCUCUAGCAAAAGGCAGCCUUUAAAUAUUUUGAUUAAAUGUCCCUGUCCCCUAAAUGGCUUCAUGUGGCUCAGGGAACUUACUCCUGAGAAUGCUCAUUAGGUCCUCCCGAACAACUUACAGAAGCCCUAGCAAGUGAGCUCAUUAGGAAAUACGUGGUAAAUAUUUUCUAACUGCUACAUCCUCAUGUGGCAACACUUGAUGUAGUCCACAUGGGGGAGCCUAUUGACUCUCAAGCAUUUAUUCGGAAUCCCUGAUGUGCUAAAUACUAGCUGUCGCCAUACAAAGAUGCACCCUGAAUUAGUAUUGACCAUGUGAAAAUGAUGCCGCAAAAUAAUCUCAUGGUGACUUGAAGCAUGUCAGAAAUAAGUAUCAAUAUUGGGCUUUUCAAGCUAGUGAAUUUCAAGAUGCAUCUGGUUGAUCAGCUUGUGAAAUAGGAUCCUGGACUGCAUGGGCCUUCAGUCUGAUUCAGCUGGGCUGCUCCUCUGUUCUUAAUAGUUCUGGUAUACAUUCAUUAAAAACCGUUUAUAUACUCUAUGCUGCCUUCCUCAGAGAAUCUCAGGGUAGCAUACAUGGUGUGUGUUCCUUUCUAUCUUCAUGGCCUUCUCAUGAUUUAUGUUGGGUGAGUUACUAUCCCAUGGUCACCCACCAAGUUCUGUAGCCAAGCAAGUUUUUUUUUAAUCCUUAUGAUGCCAAAAGUAUGUGCUCAGAUUGUUUUAUUUUUAAAAAAUAAACAGACUUGACCUUCCUGUCUCUUUCUGAAGAAACUCAAAUUGGCUGACAGUAUUUCUGUAUUUAUUGUUUUUGUAUCUUGCUCUUCUUACAAGGAGUUUAAGAUUGCACAUGUACUUUUUCUGUCUUCCCCUCCCCCCAUUUGUCCUCAAUACAACCCUGUAAGUUAAGUCAGGCUGACAGUGAGUGACCCAAGAUCCUCUAGUGAGCUUUACUGCUGAGUGGGAACUUGAACUCCCUCCCCAGUCCUAGUCAGACGCUUUGACCCAGGAACAGCCUAACUCAGGGAUAGCUAAUAACCAUGCCAUCCAGCAACACCUGGACUACAACUCCCAUCAUCUUUGACUGUCUGGCUUUGUUGACUGGGGAUGAUAGGAGUUGUAGUCUAACAAAAUCUGGAAUGCACCAUGUUGCCUACCCCUACUCUAACCGUUGCACCACGACAAUCUUGCAAAAAUUCAAAACCUAAUGAUGAGACAGAUGUCCAAUACGGCCUUUACCUAUUUAAGGAACUUGAACCCAAUUGUAGACUGGCUCAUAAGAAAUGUAUACCGUAUCACCUUUCUGUUCCAAGGUUUGAUUCCAGAGUCACCACAACACUGUGCAAGCUUACUUGAGAUGACCUUUCCUUUCCUUUCCUUUCCUUUCCUUUCCUUUCCUUUCCUUUCCUUUCGUUUCCUUCACAUCUCAUCCCUUCCACCCCACUCACUUGCUCUGCUGUCUUCCAGAUAGUUGCCUUCCUGCGCAAGAAGGACGAUUUUGUCAACCUGCUGCUAUGCCACAUCGGUACCUCGGCCAUCAUGGACCUCCUGUUGCGGCUCCUCACCUGUGUGGAGCAGCCACAGCUCAGACAAGAUGUGUUCAAUGUAAGGGUCCUCCUGCAGGCACUCCUAACUGUCUCACCUUCCUUCCUCUUUCUUGAAAUGGCAAGCAGCACAAUUUCACAUUCAGUCCUCAAUUGUUGUGUUUGAACCUUUCAUCAUUCACAGAAUGAAAGGUUUUAGAAACAUAUUUGCCCUAUUCACUGGAACAAUUAGAAGGGAAAGAUCUGCAGUUCAGUAGGCUUAGCUGGAGAAUAUCUUCAUUAUUUCCCCAAAUGCCCCUGAUGUGAUUCUUAGAAAUGCUGGUGUUUGUGGCGCAUUCAGUUUAUUGUUCUUGUGGGUUCUAGUUUGCUUAUCUCAAGAAGCAGUGUAAGAGAAACAGCUACCCAAAUAGAAGUUUGCCCUUUUUUGUUGAAAGGUGAUAAAGCAAAUUUAGUCCAUGUUUCUUUAUUGAACAUCUGUUCUGGAAUUCAAGGUGCCACCCUUCAAAAUGACUCCCUGCUCUAUACCUCUGCACUGACCUCUGGUGUUCUCAUAGGGGCUAUGUGAAUACAUACCUGAUUUCAGAAUACUCUUGUUCUGUAGAAUAGCCAACCCUAAGUUGGGAAGCUUGUCUCUCACAGCAGCAUCCUUUGAAGGUCUUGUGUUUUGAGGGCUUCCAAAGUCCAAAUUGCAUGGCAUUUACCAAUAAGAUUUCAAGGAUACUGGUUGAACCUUUAGAGAAACAAUGGGGCACAGAGGUCAGCACUGUAAGAUAAAAUUGAAUGCAUAUGAGUGCAAUCUUCUGUCCCUGGGAGGUUUUGGUUGGUAACUGGAACAGGAGUGAAAUAUACUUGCUUAACCUUUCCAUCCAUGUUCAUUUCACCCCCUCCCCUCAAUCAAAAGUGGCUUAAUGAGGAGAAGAUUGUGCAGAGGCUCAUUGGGAUGAUCGACCCUUCAAAAGACGACAAUGUAAGUAUUAAAUGUGUCCUGGGGCUCUUCUGCCUUCCAUUGGAAAGAAUGUAUGUUUUUGUGUGGGAUAGGUGGGUGGUCAGGGCUUUGAACUUCUUUCUGUUAGCUGAUCGCAGUAGGAGCCAAACAUGCUAGACUGCUUGUGGUGGAAUUAAACAGGUGUAUUUCAUGCAGCCUAAUCCCAUGCAUAUUUCCUCCCAUUGCAUUCAAUGGGAUUUUUCUCCCAAACAAAUGUAUCUAAGAUUGCAGCCUUAGUGUCCACAAGAUUAUUUUGUGAUGAUGAUUAUUUUGAAGUCGAGCUUAGUGAAACCAACCCCGACUGGUAUUCAAAAUCAAGCAGACCAGUGGCACUUAUGCAUGCCUUGGUCGUUUCGUAUUCUAAACAUGGUAUCUGGAGAUUUUAUAGCAUUUAAGCUAUUAAAGAAGGAGCAUGAUGCCAUCCUCUGUGAGGAUUCAGGAGCAGUCUAUCCAAUUGUGCAGAAAGGUGAAGCAUCCCUUCUGCAGGUGGGAGAAGGAUGGUCUACAAUCAUGCUAUAAACCUUCAAAUGUCCUUUUGCUAUGUAAAUAAACUGCUCAGAAACAUAAGCUGGUCCAAAAUACAGUAGCAAGGUGACUAAGUGAGCCUUCCACAUUUUUGUUUUGUUUUUGAAAGACUGGUGCUAAAUUCUGUUUGGAAGCACACUGGGAAAUAAGGUAUAAGCUUUGGCCUAUAAUGCCAUAAACAGCUUGGCACCAGAUUAUCUGUAGAAUGUGCUCAUUAGAUUUAGCUUAUAGUGGGAGGGCCCCUCCAUCAGAGCUUAGACAGGUAUCAACAAAGAUGCAGAGUCUUUUCCGUGCUGGCACCCUAUCUUUGGAGUACUCUUCCCAGAAAGGUUCAUUUGGCUCCUAUACGCUUUGCUUUUCGGUGCCAGGCAAGAACUAUUUUAGUCUCUCAAGACCUUCCUGCUGAUGACAGUUCCUUGCUAGGCUUGCUCUUUGUUUUGAGGUGUCUGGUGUUGAUGAGGUUUCUAUUGUUUGCUGUCCUUAAUACAUUUGUCUUGUGGUUUAUAUUGUGAGCUGUAUUGGAACUGUAAGGCGGGGUAGGAAAUGUUUUCAGCAAAUAAAAUUACUGAAGUUUGAGCACCUUCCAAUGAUUAUUCUCAGAUUGCAAGUAAGACAAGGUGGCAUGUAACCCUGGGCUUUAAGGCGAUGGAGGGCAGCUAAAUAGACUGCAUACCUGUCUUUAGUUUCAAGGGUAAUCCUGUGGGAGGACAGCAUCCAAAGGGAAAGUGUGAUCGGUUAAAUAUGGGGUUGUAUCCAAUUACGGUGUACUCAUUGUAAACCGACUGAUGCUAAUGAACCUUAGUCAGGUUUAAUGGGUCUACUCUGAGUAGGGCGAGCAUUUGAUACAACCCACAGUCUCCAAGUGUGUCAAAGUAUUGCUUCCUCUAGAGCAGGUCUUAAUUCAUUUUCUCUCCUUAUCCCUGCUACACAGCAGCAUUCCAAUGCUUCACAGUCCUUGUGUGACAUUAUCCGGCUGAGCCGUGAGCAGAUGAUCCCAAUCCAGGACAGUCCUGAGCCCGACCAGCUACUGGCUACACUGGAGAAGUGAGUACCAAGCCAGUAGUAGCACUGGCAGUAGGGAAUAAGAGAGAACCUUAGGCCAGGCAUAAGGGUUGUCUCAACUAACACCGAUAAAAAUUUAGAAAAGGGGGGGGGAAUGUAACUCUCAUCUGCUUGUCAAGAUUCUUCUGAUACUGAAUUCCGGACUGCAUUUUCAGUUAUAAAUGUUUUUUAGAUUUAUUUUGGUGGGCAUGUGGACUGAAACUAACCCACAUGGAGUAAAACCUUUGUAUUUUGGAGGUUUUUUAAUUUUUGAGGUUCGUUUUCUUAUUUAGAUUUUGUAUAAUGUGUAUUUUGAUCUUUGGAAACCACUUUGACAUCUAGAUGGUGAAAGUGGGGUGUAGUUUUUUUUUAAUUAAAAAAAUAUUUAAUUAAUGGAAUGUUGUUCAAAUUUAUUCAGCAAGACUAUUACAGUCAGCAUUCAAUAAUUUACCUCUUUAAACUGGCCCAGCCUUGCUUCUAGACCUGCUUGCUAUACAGCAAUGCCUCACCUGGUGCUGAGGUGCAGCAGUCCGCUUAUCACAAACUGAGGGGCCCCUGCCUCUGACAAGGAUGUGGCUGUAAAUAUCAGAUGGGUCUCACCUCCCUCCAAGUUAUUGUUAGUUGCUAUUACAUUUUUCUUUUUUAUCAUAUACUUGUGCUGUUGCUAAGUUUUUAAAAAAGACGCAGAAGCAGCGUCUGAGAGUGUCAAGCCAUUUUAAUAACCAGUUUCAAUUCUUGUUCGUGUCAAGGCAGGAGACGAUUGAGCAGCUGCUAAGCAAUAUGCUGGAUGGAGAACGGAGCGAGUCUGUCAUUGUCAAUGGGAUCCAGGUCUUGCUGACCCUGUUGGAGCCGCGCAGACCCAGGUGUGUGGGGUGGGUCUUAUACACGCACAGGCAGAGGUUGUAAUGCAACAGGUGCAUCCUGUUUGCAGUACAGCAAUGUUGCAUCCUGAUAUCCACUUUCCCCCUUUAAAAACAAAAACACCUAAGCCCCUGAAGGUUGUGGUCAAAACAGAUAUGCCAGGUCUUUUAAAAAAUCUCCAGUAAAUCUGGAUGCAGCUGUGUAGGGAGGUCAGGGCUUCAGGAUCUGUCGCCUAGCUUUUGGCUUUGGAAAUGAUUUCCUGAUCCUGUUGGCCAUCGGGCUCCAGCAUCCAUAUAUUUCACUAAACGCGUUUUCCCUUUCGCUACUCCCAAGUCUUAAAAAUAAACGCAACCUUUUCCCCUCAAGUAGUCCCAGCCCCCUCCAACAACAUGAAUCCAGGAAGCAAAAUGGAUUGCGCCAAAGGAGGAGAAAAGGAUUCAAAGCACAGUGCACAACACCUGACUUGAUUGGCAUAAUUUAUUCAAACAAUUUGAGUUUCCCUGGCAUAGAAUUGAGGUAGCUGAGGUUUGUCCUUUGCGGAAGCCCUUAGAUCUGGAUGUUGAGACAUGCUGGUUGCUCUUGUUCUUCUUUGCAGGACAGAGCUGGGCGGCAUGGGGGGCUUUUACUGCAACCUGGAGGGGCAGAUGGAGAUGACCGGGCCCAACUGUGAAGUGGCUUCAAGCCAAGCCAGUCUGGGCACUCUGCUUGCCAUCAAACAGCGUCUCAGGGAGCUUCACCAGCUGCUGCUUGACCCACCAAAGGUUGGUUUGUGUGUGCACUUGCUUCGAUGGCAUGGAAACGCUGGGGGGAUUCCAGCAGCAUGCUUGGCCUUAGGGCCAUUUCAAGAGUUAAUAGUAUUCUGUGGGUGCAAAGGGUCCAAGCCCCUCUGUCUGGUGUGGGAUCCUCAAGACAGUGCCCUCAAACAGCCUCCCCCAACCUGGUGCCCCCCAGAUGGUUAUGUACUAAAACUCCCAUCAGCUCCAGCCAGCACAGCUGGGGGGUUUGUAACCCAUGACCAUCUGAAGGGUACCAGGUUGGGCUCGUUAUAGGCAAGGGGGCAAAAUCUAAAAAUUCCAUGCUUACAGUUUAUCCUGAAUUUAUCCUCUCUCGGCGGUUGGAGUCCCUUCUCUGGCACAGCCCAGCAGUGAGGUGGGAAGGGAGUGUUGAGGUGUAAUAGGGGCUUGUGAUGGACCUGGAAUGCUCUCUCUCCUUGCUCUCUCCCUCUGGCAGAAAGAGUCCCUGCAGACGACGUGGGGGAUCUUGGACCCUCCGUUGGGCAACACACGCCUGCACGUGGUGAAGCUGCUGGCCAGCUCAUUGGGCACCAACAACGCAGCACUGCAGGAUGAGAUUAUAGAGCUCGGGGCCCUCGACACAAUGUUGGUGAGUAGCAGCACGGCACCCGCUGGCUGUGGCCUCAGACACUCCUCUCCCAGGGUAGCAUAGGCAUACGUUUCUAGGAGCUGGAAAAGUUUGUUAGGCUCUUUUGUUUUAUCAGGGGUGGGGAGGAAGAGCAAUACUUCUGGAAAGCAUGUUGUCUUUGCAGUAUUUGCUCGAUGGACAAUACCAAGCCCUAGCAUAGAAAAAAAAAAGACUUGUCCUGAAAUGAUCGUGUAAAUAACAACAAAGUUGUAUUUUAGAAAGAAGCUGCUGCAAAAAAAAUUCUAGGGAGAUUGCCUAAUUUCAGUAUUCUUAGUUGACAGAUUCAAAGUCAUAGUACAAGAAAUAAAAACAAAUCUGCCCAGUUAAUUGUGGGAGGGGGUUUCUUUUCUUACUAAUGAAAACAUGUUUUAACUGAUUUAAUGUUACUGGUGGUUUAACAUUUUCAAGUUUACAACACUGGUUUUUUUGUGUGACAGUGGUAUUUCAAAAAGUGGCCAAUUCUUAAUUUGGGUGAAUGUAAUCAGUCGUACUAUUUAGACAAUAUCAAGUGCUGAUUGACUAUAUUUAUUUAUUUAAUCAUUCAUUCGUUCUCCUUCUCUCUCUUUCUGCCAGGACCUCUACUUCAAGUACACAUAUAACAACUUCUUGCACGCUCAGGUGGAGGCCUGCCUUAGCAAUGUUUUCACUUCCCAUGCUGGGGAUGAGACCAUUGAGAACCACUCAGAGCCCCUCCCAGAGAACCCUGUCAUCCAACAUGUAGGUUUUGGUUGUGGGGUACCCUUGGUUUCAAGCUCUCUGUAUGGGUUGGGGCAUGAAUUGUUGAAGAAAGGAGCAGAAGGUUGUGAUCCCACGUGAAAAGUGGGAGAUAAGAAUUGAGGAUCAAGCCAGUUUUCAUGGCUAAGAAAACUACAGUGAGUAGAAUAGGGUUGAAAGUGGUUGUCUGGGCUUAGUUGAUAUUAACUGGAUUGUAACCCGCCUUGGGAAUGGACUAGCUGGGAAAGGCUCCCACUGUUUGACAUCCAGAAUCUUCUAUCUGCAGUUUUCUUCAGUUUUAGCAGAAACCACCAACACUUGUCUAGAUUUUACUGUACACCAGUGAGGAGCAGAAAUCUUUUAAACUGCAAGGUUGAAACCUUUUGGGUUCUUGUUAAGAAACUGGAAUCCUAUCAUUCUUAGUGAAAUGUGGUGUUGAUGUUCCGGCAUCCCUUAUGUGAUGAGCCCCUUUGUGCUCCUCCCUGCAGUUGCUGCAGAAGUGUCGCUUAAUCCAAAGAAUCUUGUCUGCCUGGGAAGAAAAUGAGCUAUCACAGUGAGUACUGGGGUGUCUUGGUUGGAUUUUCCUCUCCCCAUCUUCCCUGGUCUCGAACCCUCUCCCCUGGAAGAAACCCAGUGCCCUGGGUAGACCCAGACAUCAAUGGCAAUCUAAGAUUCCAGAAAACAGAAUCUCCAAACCAUGGCAUUCAGCAAUUUUAGGAGUGCAUUAUAAUGCCACAUAACACUGGGGUGGGCAGACCCACUCCUGGAGUUCUUUCUGCUCAUUCCCUGAUGCAGCCUUCCUCAGCCUGGUACCCUCCAACCCCACUCCCUUUCAGCCCAAGCCAGCCUGGCCAGGGGUAAGGGGUUAUGGGAAUUGUAGUUCAAAAUAUCUGGUUCGGGUAGUCUGUCCUUCAAGGCUCUUUUGGCUCAUAGUGUUUCAUGGGGUGCUUGCUAGCAUCUUCCAUUCCUUAAGGUCCUGACCUCCUGAUCAGGAUACUUUUACUCCUCCAUGCACCUGGAAUAUUCCUGCUACUGCUUGUUAAAAAAAGUGUGUGUGUGUGUGUGUGUGUGUGUGUGUGUGUGUGCGCGCGCGUGUGUGUGUGUGUGUGUGUGUGUGUGUGUGUGUGCAUGCAUGCUGCUGUAACUCCUUCCAACAACCUCUAGUCUUCUGUGGGAGUGUGCUGAGAUCAAUCCAUUCUACAGUUCAGGGCAAUAGUCUGACUGUUCCUUCUGGUCAUCCCUUAUGCAUAAUCAAGCCAGUUUGUCCAGCUUCAACCUACAAAGGCCAUACAGAUUCUAAAGCCUCCCAUUCCUCUGUCAUUCCACCUGUGCCUUUCAUUUCCUAAGGGACAUGGCCUGCAGGAACCAUGAGUCUCCAUCCUCUCCCAUCUUCUGUUGCAGGUCUGAUGGGGGAAGACGCAAGGGCUACAUGGGGCAUCUUACCCGCAUUGCCAAUGCCUUAGCUCAAGCCUCAGAGAAGUGGCCCCACUCCACCCUUAUCAAGCAGCUCUUGAAAGGUAAUGGGUUUGGCAGCUCCAGGGAGCGGGGGUUAGGGUCAUGUGCCUUACAUAGGGUCCGCUCAAAUGAUUCUUGAAGGCUUGAAGCAUAGGCUCUUUGGCUCAUGGAAGCAUUCUGGGAAUUCCACUGCUCGCCUUUUCUGGUGGGAGAAAUAGGGGGCUCAUCUCUGUGCUGGAAUGCCGCUGAGUCUGGGGUAGGAUGUGCUGUUUAUAUAGGGAGUUUCCAUCUGAGCAGGAGCUGGAGAUCAUUGCCUUUCUAGGUCUAUUCUUCAGCCUUAAGAACCCAAGUUAAAGAAAACUGGGUUUAUAUAAUUCUGCAAAUGUUCAUACCAUGGGUGUGUAUUUGUUUAGGUUUGGAAAUCUGCAUUCAUAUUCAUUGGAGACUGGGAAAUUAGAGUUUUUUGGGGAGGCAGGGAGAAAGUCAGGGCUAUCACGUUGAUUGUGUGUGAGUUCUGCUAAAUGAACCUUGUGGGGCAGCUUAUUUGUUCAUAUGGCUGGAAACCCAAGUUGGAAAUGGUUGCUACAUUUUUAUCCAAGGAGUUGAAAGCGGUAUAUGUGGUGCCUGCCCCCAGCCCCAUGUUAUCCUUACAGCAUCCCUGUACGGUGGGUUAGACUGAGAGAGAGUGGCUGGUCUAAGUUCAGCCAACAAGCUUCAUGGCUGAAAGGGAACUUGAACCUGAAUCUCUGCAGAAUUAGGGUCCAGUGCUCAACACGCUACCUGAUCCUGUCUUCAUGGCUCAGUAGUUGUAACAAAGUGCUUUUAUUGUUUUGGGCCCAUAAGAGGCAUUCAUGUCAAAAUCAUGAAAAAUUGAUGGGCUCUCCUUUUUCUGUUGACACCACUUGAUUGUGUCUGUAUUGGGAAGAUGGGGAGGGCAGACAGAAGGCCUGAUGGCUUGCUCUGUUAUUUUUACCUCAUGGAAGAGUGUAAAAUCCUCCCCCCCCCCCCAUAGUUCCUAGUAUGCAAUUGCUGAUCUCAUACCAUCCAUACUUAUAAAAGAAGCUUGUGGCAUUUUGAAGACUAAACAAAUCUAUCAUGCCAUAAGCUUUUCUGCAUCAGAGUCCACUUCAUCCAUUGCAAUAUACAUUGCAAGCAUUUCUCCUAGACAGAUACUUGGUCUGAUCCUAGAUGACUUUAAAAGGGAAUUGUUAGACUGAUCCAUGAAGUAGAGCUCUGUCAAUGGCUGCUAGCCAUGGUAGCUUAUAUAUAGAAACUUUAUGUUCAAAGGCAGUAGCAGUUUGGGGGAGGGGGGCUUUCUGGAAAAACAUCUCGUAAACCAUUUCAUAAACUGUUGCAGCCUUCUUCAAUCUGAUGCCCCCAUCAGCCCCGGCCAGCACAACCUGACCCUAUUAUUUCAGGAGUGGGGUUGAGCUUCCAUUUCAAAGACAUGAAAUCCUGUUCCUCUCCCCUUAUACCUUCUCUUGGAACAGGAAGUAAUGUUAAACAAAAUUUCAUGUGCUUGGAAUGGAUUCGGGCAGCUCACACAUGGUGAAUGAGCUUGACCUCACUCAGUGACAGCUACUGCUUUGCACACAUUUGGAAGAGAUCAAGCCAACUUGUGGUGGAACAUUCAAGUGAGCAUCCUGAAGAGAAUUUGUCAAAUGAAGCAAAUGUAAUUGGCUAAAUUAAUGUUUAACUGCUUGCAUAAUUCCACUUGCUGUGAGCUUUCAUAAUGAUUUAUUAACUUAUUGGAUCCAGAGGGUGGUUUAUUUUUAUACUGCUUUUCAUCCCAAAUUCCUCCAAACUAGGGUAGCUAAGGUCCUCUGCUGAUCUUGGUCUUGGUAAGAAGAGAGAAAGGGAACUGGUGGGUGACACAGCUGGGGAAAGGGAAUGGAGAUUUCUUCUGGUUGAUGGGAGGUGUUCCUUGACUUGAAGCUAUCAUUCGUGUGUGGCCGCUCCCUCUUGUAUUUUGCCAUCUCCACUUGCUACCACAAUGUGUAUCAUAAAGUAAGGUCCUUCUGCCAUCUCACCCACCUGAGCUGACAUGUUCCACUUUGCAGAGCUGUCUGAGGAGGAACAGGAGCAGUGGGAGAAGUUUGUCUCAGGGCCCUUGUCGGAGACUAACAAGAAGAACACUGUGGAUCUUGUGAGUCCCCUCUCUUUGUGUCUUAUGCUCCAGCCACUCCUGAUUAUAAAAUGGUUGGCAGGGUUCUGGAAAAGGUACUACAAGAGAACGGGAAAACGGUCCCCUUUCUUUCUGCAUCCAUCGGAGCGCUCUCUGUUACUGUCACAUGCCACAUGUACUAGGUUUUACCACUGCCAUUGGAAAAAUGAGCUUUGGGGCUCCAGAGUUAAGCACUUGGUUUUUGGUUAAAGGGCUGCUUUUCCAGCUGGCCAGAGUCUGCCAAAAUGCUUAGCUUGGCUGACGGCAGUGGAAUUGGUAGAACAACUACAACUCCCAUCAGCCCUAUGGCCAAUGGUCAGGGGUGAUGGGAGCUGGUCUGUCAACAUCUGGAGGGUCACAGGGAAUAGUAGGUUCUAUUAGCUGAUUCUCUGGGGCUUGGCCACUCAGUCUUUGCCUUGUACUUUAUUUUGUUUUAUUCCCGUUGGAAGACUCACUUAAUGGAUUCCUUCAUCUUCCUUUCCUUCAGGUUAACAUGCACAAUCUCCACUCGUCAAGUGAUGAUGAUGAGAACGACCUCAAGGAGUUCAGCUUCCCUCAGGAGGCUGUCCUGCAGCAGGCAAGUGCAGCACCUUCCAGUUGUGCCCCCUUGUCUUGCCAGGGCUGGAACCAUGCCCACCUGUGUGCUUGCUUAGAAACCUAGAACAAUUUCCCCAUCCAGAAGCAGGAGCAAGGUCUAAAAUUCUUAGGCCUGCUUUGGUCGCUUCCCCUGAUUUUCUUCUUUCUUUUCCACAAACUUUAAUUUGUAUCCUGCCAGCCCCAUUCCUCACCCCCUUUACUGUAUGUGGCAUUCUGUUCUCCUAGUUGCCGCUUUUGGUACUUUUUUGUUGUCUUCAUGAGUUGCUUUGUACACAGCUUUGUAUCUCUUACCCAGAAAAGUGGGUUACAAAGUGAUACAAUAUGAAACAGCUAAACGAAAUGCUGGGCAGAUGCCGCUUGUCAUCAAGCAAAUGAUAUUUGGGAUGAGCUCCUUCCUGUAAGCUGAGUUCAAACAGGGUUCACUUGGCAGAUUUGGAUUAGGAGUUUUUCUGGGGGUGGGAAUGACUAUUGUAUUCAUGUGUUCUCAUACAGCAUUUAGGUAGAUCCAUUGGGCCUAGUAAGUUUCUCCUCCUCUCUCUUCCUAUACCCUUCCCCCCCCCCCAUAUUUCCAUUUGAACUGUAAUUCACAUUUUCCCUCAUUUCCUUUUCCUCCUCCUCUUUAUAGGCCUUUGUAGAUUACCAGCUGCAGCAGAUGACUUCAGCGUUCAUUGACCACUUUGGCUUUAACGAUGAGGAAUUUGGCGAGCAAGAAGAGAACGUCAAGUUAGUGACUCGGUUCACGGCCUCCCCUUUCCUCUCCCCUUUGAUGUGCUUGUGUGUCAUUGUCUUGUUUUUUACUUGCUCUGUGCUCUUUUGGCUGAGAAUAAGUAUAGCCUCCAGUGGGAACAAUAGCACGCAGCAUCAGGGGGGUUUCUGCGUUGUUCCGGCAAGGAAGCAUGCUUGUCCUGCGGGACUCACAGUCAGAACUCUGGAUGGGGUGAAGUGUCCAUAACCCCACAUGGGAUUGCACCUGCUCGGGCUGGCAGUGCGUGGAGACACCUGGCCUCAUUUGUACUUGCCAACAAGAAAGAGAUUAUUCACUGGCCUGCCGCAAAAUCUGGGGCGCAUGUUAUUUGCAUGCACUUGCACACGGCACUUGGUGCCGGGCGUUUUGUCCUGGAGUAAGAAAGAUGCACAACGUAGACCUGGGAAGGGACAUGUGGUCUGUGGCCUCUUGUCCUGAAGUUCUGCCUAUAGGAGAUGUUAGAGGCUCAUCCUGAGCAAGGGGCUGAGGUCUGUAAGCCAGUGUUGCUUGUCUUCUCUUGAGAAGGCAGGUGGAGGGCCCAGGAAGCAAGGGGAGACAUUUCCAGCCUUGUCUCAAGCCCCUAUUCUUUUGAUCAUUGAAAAAAAAAUGGAUCAUGAAAAGAGCCCUAGUGGGUCAGACCAAAGGCUGUUCUUGUUCAGCAUCCUGCAUCCCUUUCUGGCCAUUGAGAUGCUUCCGAGAAGCCCACAAGCAGCGCAGGAUAGGUUCCGUCAGCCAUUUGGAAUGGAAGGGUGACUAGGUUCUUUGGGAGGAAGAAUGAGAUUUCUUCCAGACCCAGCUACCACCUGAGUCUCUGGCUCCAAACGUGUUUUGCUCAAUUCACUAACUAGAUCAUCUUGCCUGGUAAGGAGGAAGGUGCCUUGGAUUCCUGGGUCCUGUUACCAUCUAAAUAUUUAAUGUUCUCAGCAAAGAUUGCCCAAGAGUUUGUCCUCUGCCUCCCCUCCCCCCUUUUUGGCAACAGCUUCAGCAUGAAUCCCAUCUUUCCAAAGGGCUGAAAUAGCGCAAUAGAGGGAGUCUAGGGUGACAUGGAGAAUUCGCUCACCCCACCCCAGGGCAGUCUUUCUUUUCCCAGCCCCUCUGAUUUCAUGUGUCUGCCUCUCUCUCUCUUUCUCUCCCUCUCUCCCUCUCUCUGCCUAUCUGCCCUGCAGUGCUCACUUCCGACAGCUGAAAAGGUAAUGCCUAACACGCUGCUAUGCUCCUCUCCAGCCACAGGCGGGGGUGUUGGGCUACAUCCGUCCCCCGCAUCUGUGCAGUGCCACCUACCUCUUCCCCGGUUAAGGGUGCACCACCCAAGCAGAUCAGACUAGAAGUGAAAGCCCAGGUGUAUUCUGCAUGCGCACAUAUUGAGCUUCCCUCUUGUAUGUGUGCUUUAAAGUAUAGCUUUGUGCCCUGAACCCUUUGGAAAUAAGAUGGACAAAUCAACAAGGGCAUGGAAAAAACACUGGUAGCUCGGUUGGUAGAGCACGAGACUCCUAAUCUCUAGGUCAUGGGUUUGAUCCCCACAUUGUGCAAAAGGUUCCUAGAUUCUACAAUUCUGUGGCUGGUAGAAGCCUGGGGGGCCUCUCCUCUCCUGACAGCAGCUCACGGGUGUUUUAGUUCUGGCUGCCGCUAUGGCUGUCCCUGCCAUUAUGUAGAUAAUACCGGGAACAGAAAAGGGAUCUGAAGCUAGUUCUAAUUAUGGGAAGUGUUCAGAGGCAAAGCGCACGCUAGCUUGGGGAUUCUGUCCAGGUGGGAGAGGCGGAUCUGUGAAAAUGCUCAUGUGGGGAGAAGUCGCCUCUCUAUAUGAACUAAGAUGUCCUUAGGCAAUCCGCUGUCUCUGUCUCAUGCCACCACUCCCACCCCCAAUCUCCAAUCUCUUGAGGUAAGAGCAACUUAAUUUGCAUGGCCCCGCCUAGUGGAGCAAGUGGGAGGGGCAAUCCUCCCGCAAGAAAACAAAGCUUCGCGGUAGGUUCAGUGCUACAUUCUUUCCCAAACUAGGCCUUGGUCCUUUCCCGUGCCUACAUGCAGUGACGUUCCGACCUGCUUCUCUUGUUUUCUUCCAGUGCUCCCUUUGACAAGACGGCCAACAUCACCUUCUCCUUGAAUGCUGACGACGACAGCGUAAGAGCCGCUCCUCUAGAGCUUUACUCCUCUUUGCUUCCCCUCUGCACCUGGCCUGGGCUCUGAUCCAUCUCUCUCCUCCACCCCUUUCUCACAGCCCAACUCCAACCUCUUCGACAUCUGCUACAAAGAGCGCAUCCAGCAGUUUGACGAUGACGACGAGGCUGACGGUUCAGACGGGGAGGACAUCUGGCAGGAGAAGGAGGCUGCUGUCUCUUCUGGUAUGGCACAGCCUGCCACAGUCAGGUAGGAGAUGAUCCCCUGCCCAAAGACCUCCUGGCGCUCCUGGGGUUGGCCAAAUGGGCUUUGGACUAAAGGUGCCAAUUGGUUCCUUUCGCUCUUACUUUCCUCCCUUCACACAGAAGAAUUUUCCUUUGUGUUCAUCGUGCUCACUUUGAUUUUCAUAACCUUCUUCCAAGCGCACUUUAUGCAUUUAAUAUUUGUAAAAAAUAUUUAUAUACCACCUGGUACAAUCUGCCUUAAGGUGGUGUACAUGAAUUUAAAGUGUGUUAAAACAAUCAGAACAGUGAAUAAGAUGCAGCUGGUAAAGUGCAACAUUGACUGACUCCCCAAGAGUAAAUACCAGAGUACAGGCCUUUUUCUUUCCCCUAAUUUUAUUUAUUUAUUUAUUUAUUGAAUUUAUUGAAUUUAUAUGCCGCCCUAUACCCAGGGGUCUCAGGGCAGUUCACAGAAUAAAAUCAAGAUAUAAAACCACAAAAUACAUAAUAAAAAUAAAAACAACAACCCAAUAGCACCCCCCCCAAAAAAAACACAUUUUAAAAGGGCAUAGGAUGUCAAUCAGAUCAACCAAAGGCAUUGUUAAAAAGGAAUGUUUUUGCCUGGCCUAAAGGCGUAUAAUGAAGGCGCCAGGCGAACUUCCCUGGGGAGAGCAUUCCACAGACGGGAAGCCGCUGCAGAGAAGGCCCAACCUCGCCAAUGAACUAGUAUCAAUGAACUCAUAUUUCUCCUGCUUUGACUCUUAUAAAAUUAGCUUUCAUUGUCUUGUUACGUCCUGUGUAAAGUGCACUUUUCUCAGUUGUUGUCGUCCUGUUCUUUCCCCUCCCUUUUUGUGUCCUGUCUCUUUAAAUCAGCCUUCGGCCAUGCUGGCUGGGACUGAUGGGAGUUGUAGUCCCCAAACAUCUAAGGGGCACCAGGUUGGUGAAGACUGCUUUAGUUGGACUCUUUAGACUUGCUGUGAUAGGGCUUUCUGCUCAUAGGGAAGAGGGCAUCCUCAAAUGGGGAAGCAGCCCUCUCCCACCCGCUUGCCUAGGCAGGACUUCUAGAAGCUGCUUUCUCUUUCUUUCGCAGGUCUGCUUUAUUACCUAGUUUUAAGUCGUUCGGUCAAGGAAUAAGGUGGCUACUUCGUGGCUUUCCUAAGCCCACAAGGGCUUCAUUUCUACAAAGCCUUUUCUCCUUCUGCCAGGGCCUAGCUGGUUUCUAAUUUGUAAUUUGUACAGUACUCAGCACAGCCUAAAUUGCUUAAUAAUUUAUAGCACUAUUAUUAGUAGUAAUGAAAUCCUGUACUGCGAUGAAUUGGUGUCCAGUAUCUGCCUCUCUCUUCUAAAUGUACGUGGCCAGUCUCUUAAGUCUGCUUCUCCCCACUCCUAUUUCCCAGCCAUUAUUUGUCCCCCUGAAGAUGGUCUCUGUUUUAUGCCAAUUAUAUGUUCCUUUGGGGGAUCUGUUGUCCCGUUCCCCACCCCCACCCCCCCCGCUUACCUAGUCUAAUAACUCUAAUACUGAAGGCCGGGUUUUACAGUCUCUGCUCUUUUGGUUUCAUUCUUUUUCUCUUUUUUGCAACAAGUGGGAUUUUUCUCACUGAAUGAGAGACCCUGUUUUGUUGCCUGCAUCUUAUAAAAGCCCCGUGGAGCUCCUGCUUUCUGUCUGUCUCUCUCUGUACUUUAGCUUGUUGGGAACCUAUUGGAGGGGUAGGCAAUGGAUUUUCUUUCAGAUGUGGUAAACUUUAACUGCUAGCAGCCCCAGCUAGUGUGGCCAAUGGUAUAAUGGAUGUUGGGAGCUUCUGUCCGAAACACGCCUUCUCCAUUAGCAUUUCCAAAUGCAAUGGCCUUUUUGAGGCCAGUCUUGGCAUUGCCAGAAAUUAACUUCCUGAUCUUUAUGCUUGAAUUUUCUAUCAUUGCUAGCUAGAUCUAGGAAUUUUCCUUUUCAUCAGCUACAUCUAGGAAUUUCUCUUAAUAGCCCGCCCCCCAAAUUACUUUAUCCUAUCAGAUUGUUUUCUUUCCAUUUCCUUGUGAAGAAAAGAACUGUUCUCUUUCACAGCCCUGGCCUCUUCUCUCCUCCUGGCAUUUCAGUUAGUGCUUGAAGAGUGUCUGGCAGCAUACAGGUUUUGUAUAGCGAGGACCCAGGCUGAAUCCUCAGAACCUCCAGGGCAGCGGUUCUCAACCUGUGGGUCCCCAGAUUUGUUGGACUACAACUCCCAUCAUCCCUAGCUCGCUGGCUAGGGGGACUCACAGGUUGAGAAAGGCUGCUCCAGGGGAAAGUACCUUGCGUAGCAGGGGUUGGAGCCCAGGACCUGCUGCCAGUCAGAGUAGGUGAAUACUGGGUUAGAGGGACUCAGUGGUCCAUCUUCGUAUGAGGCAGCUUCAUGUGUUUCUGGUGCGGAGAGAGGGGUAGUAUCUCCCAUUUGUCCAACAGGGUUGGGAUGGAGAAACUUGCCUGCUGUGCGCAUGAUCUGAAAUACCUCUCUUCCUUUCUUCCCCUCCUCCCCUUUUCGUUUUAAGCAGGAGCCUUGGCAGCACAGAUAGUGAGGACAGUGAAGACUCAGAAGAGGGAGAAGGAGGCGAGGAGGAAGAUCCCGGUGGGGGAGAUGGAGAUGCCACACAUGUCAGCAACGGUUGUGGUGAACAGACGGAGGUGGAGAGAACAUUAGGAGGUCAGGGCUCCAGAGAGACCCAUGUGGUCCGAGGGAGGGAUUUGGUAGAGGGUGAAAGAGAGGCUUGUCACAUCUGCUUAUUGACUUGGGGAUGCUCCGCUACAAAUAAGGAACAGCAGAAUCCAACACAGACAAGCUUUGGGAGUGGGAGGGAGCUAGCAGCAUACCAAUUCUUAGCCACAUGGGGAAAUACCGUAUUUUUUUGCUCUAUAAGACUCACUUUUUCCCUCCUAAAAAGUAAGGGAAAUGUGUGUGCGUCUUAUGGAGCGAAUGCAGGCUAUGCAGGUAUCCCAGAAGCCAGAACAGCAAGAGGGAUCGCUGCUUUCACUACGCAGCGAUCCCUCUUGCUGUUCUGGCUUCUGGGAUUCAGAAUACUUUUUUUCUUGUUUUCCUCCUCCAAAAACUAGGUGCGUCUUAUGGUCUGGUGCGUUUUAAAGAGCGAAAAAUACGGUGAUUUAUCUGAAACUGGAGGAUUUUGUAAUUCAAGCAGGAGAGUGAUAGAUUUUGCCUUGGUCUUCCUGCCAUUUUCCUUGUGAUCUCUCUCUUUCUCACACACACACACCACAUUUAUGUGAUCAUCAGUAUCUGGGAAACGUAGAGAUUUCAGGACCUGGAUUGUAUCACUGGUUAGAUCUGACCUCCUUUUCUAAUCUGUUCUUCCUAGAUCCUGACUGGGCAGAUAGCCCCUCUGAUUCUUCCUCGGAAUCUAUGGUGUCCUCGCAGCCUGUGGCAGCUGACACAGGAGCAGCAGUGUGGGAUCGUCCCAACUCAGAUGCCUCCUGCCCCACCACAGAUAAGAACUGGGCCUCAUUUGCAGAACCCCAUAUACAGCAAGAGAGGUGAGGCCUUGGAAGGCUUAACCUGUUUAAGACCAGCUGGAUGUUCAGAGCAGGAGACUAUUUGGGCGUCGGAGGGAGAUAAUGAACCGGCCGAGCCAUUGGAAGUCACUGGGGAGGCUGGUACUGAGGGAGAUGGGUUUGAGGCAUCAACACGUGAACAACUCUUGCUAAAGCAUCUCUGACUGCCCAUAUGUUACUUGGCCAAGUUGAAGUUUCUUGUGUUAAUAUACAAAACCCUGGACAAGUUGGGUUCAGGAUACCUUAAGGGCUGCCUGAGCCCUUAUAGGCCAGCUUGUUCACCAAGAUCAUCUGAAGGAGCACCAUUAGUUGACCCUGCAUUACAGAGGCUUAACUGGCUUCAGUUGGAACUUGGGUUCCCAAACUGUGCUCCAUGAUCCACUAGCGUCCUGCGAGCCUCAUUUGGGUGGUCCUGCAGCGUGGCUGUGAAUUUGUGGUUGAAGACAGGAGAUGGCACAUUCAUUGCAUUACAUAUUCAUAUUGAUUUUUCAUUGUAUUUUUAUUGCUUUCUUUUAGUCCUUACAUUGCAUUACAAUUUGAAUUCUGUGGAAUUUAAAUCAUUAAUACAAUAAAAUGUAAUCUGUAAGAAAUAAAAGAAACUAUGAAAAUACAGUGAAAAAUCAGCCGACAUCUAGCAUAGCACAUUACAGUUGCUACAACAGGCAGAAAAAUCAUCAAGUAGCCAUUUUCAAAUGGUCGGUGGGAGGAAAAAAAUGGGAACCAGGAAUCAGUUCAUUAAUGUUUCCAGCCCCAUGCUGUGGGACACUCUUCCAGCAGAGAUUAGGUAGGCAUUCAGCUUGUUGAAUUUUCAGGUACGCAGCUAUUUCAGCUUCCUUCGUUAGACAGUCAUUUUAGUGAUUAUUUUGCAUUUUUCCUAUGUUAUUUUGUUUUCUUGUACUUGCAUAUAUUGUGCACAGCCUCGAUAUUUUACGAGUUGGAGGCAUAUAACUAAAUUGAAAUUAAAGACCCGACCCCCCCUUCUGAUUUUAUCCUUUUGGCCUCCAGGCCCCCCAAAGCACUUGUGGACCCUGCUUCCCCUGCAGCCCCCCCUCAGGAAGUGACGCAAAGCAAUGUAUCCACAGCAGGAGGUGAGUGGUGACCUACAUCUUCUGAAACGGGAUGGCAUCCAGAAUGUAAGGCGUUGCUUCUUUUCUCCCCUCCCACACAGCUAUUCUUCUCCACACUCCUUGGCACCUGCUGGUUUGCGUACUGUGAAAUGGUUUCCCUUACUGUUGCAAACAUGUGAGCGCUCGAGCAACACAUUUUCUAAGUUGCUCGCCCAAACGUCUCAGUCCCUCACCUCUGCCAAGUGAUCUGCCCCUUUUGGAGGGCAAAGACAUUUGGAUUGUGCUUUAGGCAAACAGUUGGCCAGCCGGUACUUUCCAUAGGAUGGUAGCACUGGGACCCAGCUGCUGGCAGUUGGACUUCUGUGACCUAAAUAAAAUCUGUAGUUGGCUGCUCUUGCUCUGCCUUAAUAGAAGUGGCUGCUCUAACCUAGGGCAUGGCCCAGAUGAUGCCAUUAACCUAAAGUACAUUUCCUUCCUACCUACCUCAAAUUGAAAAAAUAAAGUUCUGGUGACCACAGCAGUCACCUCGUGCCUGGUUAGUGCUAUAGGGCCCCAAUUGGCUGGAAAACUUAAGGAGAGCAGGGGUCCUGGAGGAGGCAUAGCUCCUAUGGUCCUUGUUAGGCAACCAACCACCCAUUCCUUCAGGUUUCUCCUUCCUCUCUCUUCCCCUCCCCUUUGUCAACGAGGGACUUCUGUCCUUCUCCACAAAUGACUAUAAGGCAACAGUAGCAAUAUUAACAUAGAAUAGCCCAGCGGUAGAGAGGGCGCAGUUCGGAGUAAUGGACCCUUCCCUUAGCAUCUCAGCAGUUGGUUAGGAUGACAGAGCAACUUGCCCGUGUCUUUCCAGUGAGCUUCAAACCUUGAGCAAGGAGGGUUUUGGACCUGGGCUUCCCACAUCACACCCAUCUUUCUAACCUUUGCGCCACCCACUCUUCACCCUAAGCCACUUCCCCUGAUGACCAGCCCACUGGGAGUUCAGGGAGUUCUUUUGUGCAGCUGUGGGAGUUUGCUGCCACCUAGUCGUGUGAGCUUCCUAAUGACUAUGGUGCCUUCUGCUUCACUACUGUGUGUCUCUAGUACAUAUGAAAGCGAGAACCCGGGGGGGGGGGGUAGGCGGUUUAUGCCUGGAAGCUCAGAAAUAGCAGCUCCGUAGAGGUGAGGUUUACAGCAGUUGAGAGGGGCUGGGCUUUCAUACAUCACCCUUUCUGAGCCUGUCUGCUGCCUCUGGACGUGAUACACCCAUCACCAUUUACCCACUUACUAUUGAACUUCUUUCCCUCUUUUUCUCCCCAACCCCACCCCUGCAGAAACCUCUAGUGUUCAACAGGAACCUCCCACUCCAGACACAGGCCCCCCAGAAGGGGGUGACCCACCAAAUCCCGUCACCAUGACAACAGUAGCCAGGUAAGAUGGUUAGGUGUGAUCCGUGACACAGAUGGCUCUUGGUUCCCCUGAAAAGUUGCUAAGAAGAGGAGGAGUUUGGAUUUGAUAUCCUGCUUUAUCGCUACCUGAAGGAGUCUCAAAGCAGCUAACAUUCUCCUUUCCCUUCCUCCCCCACAACAAACACUCUGUGAGGUGAGUGGGGCUGAGAAACUUCAAAGAAGUGUGACUGGCCCAAGGUCACCCAGCAGCUGCAUGUGGAGGAGUGGAGACGCGAACCCGGUUCACCAGAUUACGAGUCUACUGCUCUUAACCACUACACCACACUGGAACCCAAUUUUUAAGAUGAAUAAGUACACUAAUAUCAACAAAAUGCUCCAAAAGUCACCAGGUAUAUUGGAAGAGUAUUAAAAUAUAUUUAUCUGUGUGUAGACACGUGUGUAAAAACACACACACACAGUCUAGUUGGUGGAGUUAAAACAUUUUUUAAAAUAACCAACCUUUGACAUUGAUGGUCACCGUGGUAAAUGUUACUCUGCGCUCUAGCAAGCAGAACACAUGGAUCUUGUAAUGAUCCUACUUCCGAAAAACAAAAGAGAAAGGAACCACAACCCCAGGCUUGGGUGGCAUGGCAAACCAGGCCACUUUUUUUUCCAGCAGCAUGGCAGGGGCAGGGAUUUCAGCAACAGGCACCAGCCUCCUGCUCAUUCACAUUAAACCAUAGAUUGCUGUAACAUGUGAACCACCAGACUGUUACAGAUCUGGGAGCUUGUCCCUUUUAAAGCGGGUGAUUUUGAAGCUUUCCUUUUCAGUCAGGCUUUUCGUGACUAGGACUUAGGGAAGAAGAGAGAAGGAAUUGUCUUGUUAUGCUGGCUCUGAUUUUUAUCUGGUCCUUUUUUGUUGCGCUAUCUACACUGUUGAAUUUGAACUGUAUUCCACUGGGAGAAUUAUUUGUGAUUUGAAAAGCAGGUUAAGAUGGACCUAGGGAAUAAAUACAUCACAUAUUAGAGGGCUGCAACCUUGAAAGGCUGGUAUGAAGGAAAAUUUGCCUCUUAAUCUGGCUUGAGGGGAUAGGGCAGAGGUUAUUGACACCUUGUCAGUAUCCUUUUGCAGUUCUUUACAGUGGUGCCUCGCAAGACGAAAUUAAUCCGUUCCGCGAGUCUCUCCGUCUUGCGGUUUUUUCGUCUUGCGAAGCACGGCUAUUAGCGGCUUAGCGGCUAUUAGCGGAUUAGCGGCUAUUAACGGCUUAGCAGCUUUAAGAAAAAGGAAACAAACUUGCAAGAACUCGCAAGACGUUUCGUCUUGCGAAGCAAGCCCAUAGGGAAAUUCGUCUUGCGGAACGACUCAAAAAACGGAAAACUCUUUCGUCUAGCGAGUUUUUCGUCUUGCGAGGCAUUCGUCUUGCGGGGCACCACUGUAUUCCCUUUCAGUAGUAUUCCCAGGGAACCAGGGUGGAUUUAAAUCACUAGUCAGUAAGACUUGAUUUAAAUCAUUUAUUACAGAAAGAAUCAUUCUUGUUGGUAUAAUCUUAAUAUUUACAACCAGGUGAAGGUUUUAUUUUUGGAAUAAUAAAUUUUCAGAGUAGUUUUUACAGUUAUAUGAAAAAUUACUGGUUUGGUUAUACUAUUAGAAAUACAUAGAUAAUUAUGAAAUUAUUGUGAGAUUUAAUAAGAUAACGGUUUAUAUUUGGACAACUUUUCUGCUGUACUUUAUUGGAAGGAGGAAAAUAAUCAUUUCCUUAGUAACAAUUUAACUAAAACAAUAUUAUAGUAUAUGUAUCCAUGUUUGUUAACUGAUGUUGUUAAACAUUUAUUUCUUUAAACAGACUGAGUUUUAGCACACAUGAAAAACUUUAAACAAAUCCUUAUUUCCUGAUGAAUAGCCUUUGGACUAUAAUGUAACUUAAAUAGAAAGCUAUCUUUAGGAAGAUUUUUCCUCCAAAAGCAUUUUAUUUUAAAAAUCCAAUUUAAAUCAAAAACAUUUGAUUUAAUAUUUUUUUAAAUCAAUUUUUUUUAAUCAAAAAAAUCAUUGAUUUUUAUCCACCCUGCUGGAAACCAUUAAUUUCUGCAGGAGAAACACAGCAACAAAACAGAUAUAGAGGCCAUAUUCCUUAUGUGAUGAUCUCUCUCUCACACACACUCCACAUUUACGUGAUCUUCAGUAUCUGGGAACGGUAGAGAUUUCAAGACCUGGAUUGUAUCACUGGUUAGAUCUGACCUGCUUUUCUAAUCUGAUUGUGAGAACAGUGUGUGUCAUGUGAAAUUUGACACUCCUUUCCAACAUGUGCGUGGUGUGAUCAGGCCACGGCUUCACUCCUACUCUGCCACCAGUUCCCUCUUGUCUUUCCUCAGCAGCACAGUAGAGCCUCCCCCAACUACCUCUGAUUCCGCCCAGCCGCUCCAGGGGACAACAGAGACUCCACAACCCCAGCACAGCAGCUCCCAACAGACAGAAGAGCAGCAGCAGCCGGCAGCCAGGUGAGGAGGGACUGUAGGUAAGAGGAGAUGAGCCUGCAAACUGCUCAUUGCUCUGCCUGCCAGGAUGUAGGAAGGAUGGCAUCUGGGAACCAGGAUAUGGGUUGGGAGUCCUUGGCUCAUGGAAGAGGGUGGGAUUCCCCUACAGAACCUCUCUUCUGCUUCGGACGUCGUGAGAACGAGAAGCUCGUUCUUGCUUUUUAAUACUGAAAGAAGAUGCUGAAUUCCGCACGUGAUGUAAAACUCCUGGAUUGUGCAGCUAGCUGCUCCUUCCCUCCUGCGGGAAUGCCCUCAUUCCUCUGUGUAUAAGCUGUAGACGAAAUAGUUAAUAUGCACUCACACCCCGUCCUUGUCUUUCCCCAGAUAAAGCCUCUCCGUGGGUCUCGUCACUGGGGAAGGCCCACAGCUGCUUGCUCGAACAAGUCCAUUUUGCCAGGGACUGUUCCCAGUCCUUCCGGUGCCUUCACCCCUGUGGGCAGGUGGGGGAGGGGGCAGAAGAGAAAGCAGCAAGGGGCAGCGAAAGAGCCCAGCCUCUCCCCCUAUCCCACCCCGAGCAAUCACGGAAGAAACCAGGACCUGGUACCGACGAGCACCUGCGAGAGAAACGGAUGUGCGUCCCAAGCGCAAAAGCAUCUUCCUCCUCCUGGCCCGUUGGUUGGCACAGCCCAGCAAGAGUGCCUCUCCCCCAGGAAUUCUGCAGGGCGGGGGGGAUCCGUCUCUCCUCCUUUGGCCUCUUUCCCCUACGAAACCCCCCCCCCGCCCCGCCCUCCCAGUAUGCAUACGUACACACUGCUGCACUGAGCAAAACCUGUCUGUUUUGAUGCAAUUAAAUUUUAUGCUUAUAUCGUACCAGAGGUCUUCUGAUGGGGGGGUAACACUGAACAGGGCGGGGAGAAAAAACCCCAUCAAGCAACAAUCUCGCCACUGUUUUGAGGGCUCUUCCUCUACCUGACAGCCACACCUGCAAGCACAAGUCUGCCACAGCUCCUCUCUCCUCAGCCCCCAUCUCCAAAUUUGCCCACAGGGUGGCAGGUCAGAUUAGCAUGGCAGAAUUAUCUCACAGGGUAAAGAAGGAUCAGGAGGUUGCCUAAAGCGGCUUCUCUGAAGACCGCUGCCUCAAGGUAGGGUUAGGAAGUGCAGUGAGGGGGGUGAGGUCGUGUGAGAGCUGUCCUUUCCUCGCUGGGAUGAAAUCGUGAUAUUUCUGCCCUCGUGACGCUUGUUUGAAGCUAAUAUCCAAGAGGAAGCAAUGGGUGGCCAAGGAGAGGGAGGCAGAGCCAGCCUUCCCUGUCUCCUGACUGAAAAUAGUUGCUUCCAUUCCCUGCCUGCCUCCCCAAACAUCGCCAUCAUUUAGGGUUCUUCAACCAGUGUACUCAGUGAAAAGAAUUUUUAGGAGAGAUGUGUGCGUACCACCAUGUGAAAUCUGGAUUGACCCUAAAGUUUCCAUCAUUUUGUUUCUCCCGCUGUCAGCAUACGUCCACCAGCUCACUGAGAUUUAAGCUGGACCUCCUCCCAGUGGAUUUUGCCUUCCCCACUCACUUUCCUUCCAGCAUUGGUUUGUUUCCUUCUCACUAUUAAAGAGCUCCACAGGAAGUCCACAGUCUCUCCCGCAUAUCCAAGCAGCAGCAUGGUCAGGAGGGGAAGCGCAAUACCCUGUCAUAGCAUCUUCCCUCCCAUGGCAGUGGUUGUUGAAAAAAGACAUGGGGGGGGGGAAUGAUACCCAUGCCAGCAGCACGUGUUCUAUAGUUGGUUUUGGAAAUGAUCCUUAGCCCUAAGCAGCCCCAUUGUGAUUUUAGAAACCCCACCAGUCUCCAACAGGGAGUUUGUCCAUGAAUAUUGGCUUGUCCUUCCGCUUCAUUGUGGCUGAUCGACAGACACCAGCUGCACAUUAACAGAUAAAAGAGUUGGUGGCUGCAUUUUGGCCCACGUCCUCGCUGCUCCUAACUGCAGCAACGAAAUAUGGAUCCAAAUAUUGCAAUCUUUUCCCUCGGGAGUCAUCAGAAAGGGAGAGGGUUUCUUUCUCUGGGGUUAUGCGGUGGGAUUCACCUUGCAGAACUACAGUAAGUACAUUGUAGAAAAGUAACUUUAGACCCCCAGUUUAUUCCUCCUGCAUCCCUGAAUCUGUUUGGGUUGUGUGGGUGGGGUUUUCUGCCCCCCUCCACCUACUUAAAACCAAAUUCUCCUGCCUCUUUGAGAGUUCUGGCUCAAAGUCCUGCACUUAACAACACAAAAGACCAAAAUGACCCUGGUAGAAUACCCUAGGGACCUAUCAUGCAGCCUCCCCUUCUCCAUAAUCCUUGUUCCAAAGAGAAAUGCCCUCCUGCUUCCAAGUUACACUCCCUUGAAGUCCAAGGAGCUCUUAUUCUUACUCCAACCAGAUCCUGCUCCUCUUCUCUUGGGGCUCCUAGAAACAGGAUUUUCCACCAAAGGCCUCAGAAUUACUGCUUUUUUCCUCUCUCUUCUGGCCUCCCAUCCAGCUGUUGACGUGCUUUGGACUUUUCUGUAGCUCCUUUUUCUAGUGUUUAAAGGAAAAACGAAAUCUCACUGCCUCACCCUUGCCUCUGACUACAGAAUUGGGACAAGAGCAUUGCAAAAAAGUUCAGCCAAGAACACCUUGAGAUUUGGAAGGGUACAUAACGCCAGUGCCCGUGGGGCUCGGUGUAUGUGUGAAGGUGGCAAGAAGAUCUAAUAUCAAGGUUUGUAGAGGUCUGAUUCGGGACAUUGAGCGUGGUAGGAAGCGAAGUCACGGUGGAGGGACCUUUCACUUGCGCAAGCACUAAGCACCCUUCACCCCACCUCUUUACUUCCAGGUGGUCAGUAAACUUGUACUCCUUCCCCAUCUCUCCCUUUCCUCUUUCUCCCACCCCCAUAUAAGGGGCAAUAUUUCUUGAAGCUCUUAAACCACAAAGGACAGAAGUGGCCUUUCGCGUCGUCUGCGUCAUGCCAUGUUCAUGCCAUGUCAGUAAUUUCUUUUUUUCUUUUUCCCUCUGUGUGUGUAUGUGAGUGUUCUGUUUGAAUAAAGAGAUUCUAUGGCCGUAAUAGA
Molecule: messenger RNA, 48876 nt
Organism: Podarcis lilfordi (Lilford's wall lizard)
Lineage: Eukaryota; Metazoa; Chordata; Lepidosauria; Squamata; Lacertidae
Source: the annotation of a GenBank genome assembly